This is a messenger RNA of Podarcis lilfordi (Lilford's wall lizard), 72383 nucleotides long. The record is from the annotation of a GenBank genome assembly. Lineage: Eukaryota; Metazoa; Chordata; Lepidosauria; Squamata; Lacertidae.
GGUGAGGCGCAGGAGGCGGAGACCAAAGGGGACGCUCGCUCGCUCGCUCGGUCUGUCGGCGGCCCGUUCGCUCUCUCGCUUGCUCGGGGGAGGAGGAGGGGGCGGCCGGGGAAGAAGGAGCCCACCGCCCGGGGAGAGACGAGGCGGCCGAGAGAAAGAGCGAGGCCCCCGCCUCAGAACGCCUCAGCAGCAGGUCAGUGGCGGGAGGGCGGCCGGGCCGGCCUCCCCUCAGGGGUUGCGGGGCGGGGGCGCGCCUGCCGUUCUUUCCCGCGCGCCCGUCUCCCGGGGGGGGGGGGUCUCCGGGUCCCGCCUGCCUCCUUCCGAGGCGGGAGGCGGGCUUCCCUCACCCGAGGCACGGAGCCGCUUUUUCCACCUCAGGCGCCUCCUCUCCUUCCCGGCCUCGGGGGGUUCCGGCGCCCCCUCGCACCCCCCACCCCAGAAAGACGCCCCCGGAGCCGGCCGCUUCCCCGCGCCGGGGUCGGGGCGCCUUCCUGCUCCGCCUCUGCGGGAGACGUAACUCGGGAAGAAAGGGUCAGAAGUGGGAACGGGGCCCGGAGUUGGGAGGGUCUCGGGGGAGGACGGGGGCCGGGGCGGGCUGGGAGGCUUUUCUCCUCCCUCGGCCUCGCGACCCGGUUGUGGGGUCGCCCGCUCGAGGGCUUCCCUUGGCCGGAGGCAGCAGCUGCCGCCGCCGCCGCUUCUUGCCUGGGCUGCGGGAGGGAGGGGGCGAGGAUGCAACUCCGGGAACGUAUGGGCAGGGAAGGAAGCCAUGUUUGAUUCAUUCCCCACCAAGGGAGCGCUGUGCGGUUGGGGAUGCGGUGCGCCAGCCCUGCUGCUCGGCGUAUGGGAAAGGGAUGCAAUAAGCCCUCCGAGGGCGCGCUCCCUCUUCGGCUUAAGCCUGGCUGUGAAGGGGGGCGAUUGGCCUGGGAAGACCUUUUCUCCUGACCACCCACCAACCAAACCCCGCCCGCCCGCACAUCGCCAGCUUGGCCCGAUGUCCUUCUGGCAAGAAGGAAAGCCUCGGUCGCAGCUCCACUGGGGAAAUGGGAUUGCAAAGGACGCCUCUGGGGCUACUCCACAACGCAGCAGCUGCUGGGUUUUUUUUCCCCAGAGGGGAAGGGGGCCACACGGUCUUGCAUCUCCUAGGACUGAAACGUUUCAGAUUUUUUUUUUUUUUUUGCUAGGGAAUUAAAAGCCAAUAAUAGAUCGCUCUUUUAUUUCGCGUUGCCACGUGCAUGGGUUUCUGCAUUCCUAGGGAUGCGCAAGCCAGUCUGGGGCAAUUGAUCAGAGAGACCAACUUCCUAGGGUUUUGAAACCUAGGGCUUUUGGGUCACCUAAUUAAAAGGCAUGGAAGUGGGGAAAUAGACUCUCCAUUGAAGGCACCAGAGGUGCACACUUGCUGAAUCUUUGUAAUGUUAAAUUGCUUUAAUGUACAGUGCAUUAAUAGAUUGGUUCUUCAGUCUCUUGAAAUACAACAUUUGCUGUGCAGCUGUUAGAUGGUAUUCAGUAAACAGUAAACUAUGAGCUGACCUGAGGAUUGCCCAUAAAGUGCAUCGUGCUCCCAUGAGUUCACAAUGAAAACAUGACAAAGGAGGGGUGUGUAAUUGCUAAAAUGUGAUGGGAAUGGAAAUCAAAAGGACUUUUAAAACUAGAGCAUAUAGCUAACAUCUGUCUGCUUUAAAAGUGUGACGCUCUUUAUACAGUUAAUUUGUAGAGCAUAUUAAACUGGUCUGUUUAACAAAAAUGUGAAAUAUUAGAACUCAGGUGUUGUUUUGCUUACAAAGGCUUGGAUUUGAUUCCUUCAUUGGUACUUGGCAAUUGAUUUUGUUUGAUUGGUCUCUUCUUGUUUUAGCUGUAUAAACUGAUUUAUAAUGGGUAUCAUUUAUCACUAUUCCCAUGAUUUUAUACAAAAAUCAAUGCAUGUUUAAAUAACAAAAACAAUUUGAUUAAAAAAUAGCCUGGUGAUGCCUCAGAGCAGCAGUCAUUGGUACAUAGUACAAUCCUAUGGAUGUAUAAAAAGAAGUAAGCCCAACUGAGUUAAGAACCAAUGGCAGCGAGGACUUUGGUGUUGAGAGCCAAGAAGCUCACUGAGUGACCUUGUGCCAAUCACCAUGUAUUAUGAAAUAUGAGGGCCUCUUAAAUAAUGUGGAACUCUUCUCCUGAGCCACCCUGAAGAUCCCAGUAAUCUGAGCAAAGCUCCAAAUGCUUUUUGCAGUUUAUUUUGUCAUCUACCUGUCCAAGCAAAGCCGUGUUCUCCACUCCACCCUGCCCAGGGCUUGAAGCUGGAUUUAAAAGAAGUCUUUUGUCCAAAAGAACCCACAGCUGAGCAUAAGAAACCUAACAGUUUCUGUCCAGAAUCUAAUGGAUUUUUUUUGCUCUCAUCACUGCUCCAGUAAGAUUUUACAAUUCCAUUUCUAAUCAUAGAAUAGGAGAGUUGGAAGGGACCAUGAGGAUCAUCUAGUUGGACCCCUGCAAUCUUUUUGCUCACUGUGGGGUUCAAAUCCUGAGAUUAAGAGUCUCACGCCCUGCCAACUGAGCUAUCCCACCCAUCAGUGAUGCCAACAGUACGCUGUAUGUUGAUUCAGUCCUCUGCUGCACUUGCAAAAGAGACACAUUUGCUUGCAUUUCGUGUUUCAUGAAAACUUGUGCCCCCUUUUGCAGGUGAGCCCCCCUAAAAUGCAUGGGUUACUCUGCACAGGUAAUAAGAUAUCUGAGAUGCACAAUAUCAACAGAUAGGGACACGGGUGGCACUGGGGUCUAAACCACUGAGUCUCUUGGGCUUGCUGAUCAGAAGGUGGGUGGUUCGAAUCCCCGCAACGGGAUGAGCUUCCAUUGUUCAGUCCCAGCUCCUGCCAACCUAGCAGUUCAGAAGCACGUCAAAGUGCAAGCAGUGGGAAGGUAAACGGCGUUUCCGUGCACUCUGGUUUCCAUCACGGUGUUCGAUUGCGCCAGACGCGGUUUAGUCAUGCUAGCCACAUGUCUGUGGACAAACGCCGACUCCCUUGACCUGAAAGCGAGAUGAGCGCCACAACCCCAUAGUCGCCUUUGACUGGACUUAACCGUCCAGGGAUCAUUUACCUUUUACCUUUACCUAUCAACAGGUAAAGUUUUCCCAGCAAUUGCAUUCCCAUAUCAAAGGCUUACCCAGUUUAAUUUCUGCCUGCCACAUAGCUGUUAAAGGCACGAGAAUCCUGUUCUACAGUGCCAAGCCUAAAUCUUACAAGGAACUCAAGAAUAAAAACAACAACAAAACAUUUAGGCAACUUGAUAAUGUUUUUAAAUUUAAAAAUAGUAAAAAAUAGACAUUUGAUUGUUCAGAAAUGUAAUAUAACAUUCAUAGGCAAAAAAAGUGAUGAGCCAUUAAUAAUAAAAACAUGCACAAAGCCAAUUAAGCAUUAACCCUCCAUGCUUUGAUUGCUACAUCAAUGAAAUACUCUGAGCACGUUCAGGUUCACAUUUUGAACUCAUUUAACUCAAUGUUUUUGCUCACUUCCUGCAAGUUGCUGGCUCAAUCUAAGCUACACCACAUGUCUCCUGUGAAAAUAUAGGAGGUAUAAAAUGGCUGCAAAAGGGGGCCUAUAGUAUUUGUAUCAUUGGCAUCAAAAUUUCGCUCCCUUAUCCAGAGUGAGGCAUCUUUGUACUAUGAAGGGUCAUGUUUUUCUUCCCAUCUCUCCCCAUAUUAGCACAGUUCCACUUCAAGGCUAACUUAUAUUAAUCUGGCCUGAUUAUUGUAUGUUUAGCAGGAUGCGUAAGAUCCACUUGUAUUCACCUGAGCUUAUUCUCAGUUUGUUGUGGGCAUUUAUUCCUAAAAUGAGUUAUUGGGAAAGUGAGGAAUGCAGUGAUCCGCUUUCAUUUUGGAAAGGCAGUAUUCUUCCUAAUUGCUCAUUAAAAAAAAAAAGUUCUGUUAAAAAUUUUAUUUGAUUUAAUAUACACCUCUUUUAUAAAAUAACUUUAUGUUCUGUUUUGCCUUGAUACUGAUAUUUUCAUUAUUGUGCCCCUUCCUAGCAAAGCCAAGACUGCAAUCCUGCACCUACUUCUAGGAGUAAGUCCCAUUAAACAAAAAGUAGGCAUGUAUUCAAAGAGUUCUUAAUGAAUGUCUGCACUCCAGAUCCUUCUAAUUUGCAAACCGUACAUCAGUACCCCUGAACCAGGCUCUUGGUGGGCCUGUGUAUAAAAGCUAAAGCCUUCUGAUUUUCAGUGCAAGGUUUUUAAUGUAUAGUCUACAAAUUUGGUUCUACACCCAACCACUUUUCACCUAAGUAGCUUACCUUUUCUAUUUUUAUGAAUUCUGCAUUUGCGAUAUUACCUACCUGCUUCUGUGUUAACAACUUCACUAUAUCUACCCACCAUUAUGCUGUGCUACAGUUGGCCCUCACAAAUGCUUUUCUCACAGCAAUCAUAUAUGCUUUUUUAUCCAGAUGUAUAUCUCAUUCAUUUUAAUUGAGGUUGUAGGCAACAACCAAAUUACACAUGUCAGAUUGAUGCGCAACUGGGCAGAACCCAGAAGUCACUUGAUAAAUGGCCCCAAAAGAGCCUAGAAAGCGUGAAAAAGUUGCAAAAACAGUGCCUAGCAAUCCCACAAGCCUUUGCAAUUGCGACCCCAGGAGCCCUUGCAUUGACCGUUGAGGCCUGUGGAGAGUUUGAGCAAAAAGGUUUGGAGGGAGCAAUUGUGGCAAAGUUUGGCAUCUGGUAAGUGCUGCUGGUUUUUUCAAGGGUUUAGAGGGUGUUUGCAGGCUUUUCCAAUAGCGUUUCACAUAAAUGUGCAGAGCCUUCCAACGUAAGUCCUGCGUAAAUUGGGAGUUGCCUAUACUCUCAAGCAGGCAUGCACAGGAAUGCAUCUUAUAAAGUGAGCAAUAGGAGCUAUUUUCAUCAUUGCUCACGGGAAAAACCAUUCCUGAGCUUGCUUUAGCUGAUGUGUUUUGCACAUCCCUCCAUGUCUGUUUUGAAUACAGGUGUCCAUAGUUUUAAGAUGUGAAUAGUAUCCUAUGCAGGGCACCAGUGUUUUCUCAAUGGGGGUAUUAACAAGGUUUUGCCUAAUGAAUGCUACAAAUAAAUUUCCUUCUUGCCAGUCAACACAGAGUACAGGAGCCUUUCUCAAUCAGAUGUUCUUGGACAUCUUGCAACAUCCCUGACCACUAGCCAUGCUGGCUAGGUAUGCUGGGAGUUAUAGUCCAACAACAUCUGGGGAUCCAAUGUUGAGAGAGGCUGUGUUACAGCAUAUAGCCCCCCCUUUUUGGCGGGGGGAGGUUUAGAACAGGCAUAGGCAACCUUGGCCCUCCAGAUGUUUUGGGACUACAAUUCCCAUCAUCCCUCACCACUGGUCCUGUUAGCUAGGGAUCGUGGGAGCUGUAGGCCAAAAACAUCUGGAGGGCCGAGGUUGACUAUGCCAUGUUUAGAAGAUAGUGUUAAUUGACUACUUUUAACACCCAAAGGCCAUUGGCCUUUGUGGUGCCUCAGGAUUGUAACCAGUCUCCCAUACUUUUUAAUUCCUACAUGAAACUUGCAAGAGAGGUCAUCCAAAGGUUUGCAGAUCACUAAUCACAUGGAUUAUCUAAUGCUAAUGGGAGGCAGGCAAAAAGUUAAAACUGGUGUCAGUUUUAUCCAGAUAAGAUAAAGUAUUGUUUGGGAAGACCACUGAUGUGGAUGGAGAGUUGCAGCUUGUUUUGUACAGAGUUGUUAGGUAUGCAAUUUAGGGCUAUUUCUGAAUCAGGUGACCUCAAGUGGCUAGGGGUGCCUUUAGCCUUAGGACUGCAACUGGCAAACCAGACUAUCAGGAGAAAGCACAGCUGGCCUCGGCCACACAUCUACUGGAUAUAUCCAGAUUAAACUGCUGUAAUGUUCCUUAUGUGCGUACCUGAAAACAGACUGGAAACAUCAGCUGGUAUAAUUUUUGGGAUUUUUGUUUGUUUGCUUUUGUAUUUAUACGUUUUUAUUGCAAUUUAGGUCCAACAUUAAGAGGUAUAUGAUUUUUAAAAACUAUUGGAGCCAAGAUUUUAAUCCUUUAAUGUUUUCCAUUUUUGUGCAGUGGAGAUGCUGGCUACCAAAUUUAUCUGCAAUUUUUUUCCCCCCAAUUACCCUUAAAUUCCAAUGAAGGCCCAGUAGAGAUUUUCAGGAGUUUAGUGUAAAGACUAAAAACUAAUCCCCUACCCUUAUGCCCUAGGAUCAACUACAACUUUUCUUCUAUUAUUACCCUGAGCCUUUAGGGCUUGAUCAGCUAAUAAAUGUUAGAAUUAGUGAGCCUGCAGCCAAUUCAGACCUGAGUUCCCAAUGUUUGCUCCAGAGAAAUUGGGCUGUUAUUGUAAAAGCUGUACAGCCGAAGAAUCUCCCCCACCCCAAUGAUAGGAUGCUGUUAUGCAAAUUCAUAUCCAUCACCUGCUGAUAGUAACUUGGUGGUAUCAGAGAUGAGCAAGUAAGGAAUAGCCAGUACUGACAUUUUUUCCAAAUCUUCAGCAUGCCUACAGUAUACUGGUUAUUUAAUGGUUGUAACAUCAGUGAAUUGAAAAUGCGAAAGGGCAGGACCUAUAAAUUCCUUUGUGCUAUUUCUUGUUCCAGUGUAAUCCACUUCUUGCUUACUUUUUGAAUUAUACUUCAAUGUUGUCUUAAUGUUUUAUACUGUUAAGUGUGGCGAUCUCCAUCCCCCUUACGUUUUUUACUAAUAAUUUUUCAUUGCUAAUCUUUUUAUUUUUUUAUUUCAUUUCAUUACACUUACUCUUUCCCCAUGUGUAUUUAUUGAAUAAAAUAAGUUUGUUUUGCCUUUGCAAAGCAAGCUCAAGCCUGCCUUCAACUAUCAUUUGUCUGCUUUUCUCUCUCUAAGGCUUCUCAGGCUUGUUCUUUAUUUUUCUAUUUUAUCUUCUCUUUGGCUCGAAAGCUUUAGUGAGUAGUGCUUGUUGCUCCCUCUGCAUUGAUUUCUCAUUAGUGAGUAGCAUUUGGUGUCUCCUUUCCCCCUUUUUCUGUUAUGUGGUGUGUGUUUGGAUUUUUAGCAGCAUUUGGCUUUCUUGUGUGAGUGUGUAGCAAGCAUUUUCAGUAGUGUUUGCUGUUGCUCCUUUGUUUGGCAUGGAUGUCUGGUUAGCCCAUGGGUAGGCAAACUAAGGCCCAGGGGCCGGAUCCAGCCCAGUCGCCAUCUAAAUCUGGCCCGCAGACAGUCCUGGAAUUAACGUAUUUUUACAUGAGUAGAAUGUGUCCUUUUAUUUAAAAUGCAUCUCUGGGUUAUUUGUGGGGCAUAGGAAUUUGUUCUCUCCCCCCCCCUUCAAAAUAUAGUCUGGCCCCCCACAAGGUCUGAGGGACAGUGGACCAACCCCCUGCUGAAAAAGUUCACUGACCCCUGGGUUAGCCUUUCCCUGUCAUUCUGUUGUAGUUCUCACUUCUUUUCCCUUCUCUUUACUCCCUCCACUAUCUUGUUGACUCUUCCUCUUACAUUGCCGCCUUUUAAAAAAAUAAUAAAUCCCUCCUGUAUAUUUCUUUCUGUCUCUCUUUCGCUCUAGUGCUGUUUCUGUAGCAGGCCUGGCCUACCCAUAAAGCAAGGUGAGGUGACUGCCUAGGGGAGCAGGAUCCUCGGGGCAUCAGAUCCCAAAGUAGAUCUUUCUUCCCCCUUGUGUUAACGUAUAGAUCUUCACUCCUCCUUCCCUGGCAGUGUUCAAAAUUAGCAUUUGGCAACUGAUUAUUGGUCAUUUGUGACCAAGUGACGAUGCUUAGGUGUCAGGAAGGCGCCUGACAUGUCCACCAUUGGGGAUCAUAGGAUCUGGGCUGUUUCCACACACUACCAUAUCCUGUAGAAUUCUGUCAGUUAUAUUUUAUCUGCACAGUCAGAAUGAAUUUCAGGAACCGAAUUGCCUUUUUCUGUGCAUCCUGAGCAGGAGCAGUCGCCAUUAAGAGAAAGAGGUUGGACUGUCCCUCGGUCAAAUAACUUCUUUAAAUUCUCAAAGCUCUUAACCUAGCUCAAAGUUGUCAUCUGAACUAAGCCAAAUGUUUAACUGAUAAUCAGUCACAGUUAGUCCAUCAUUUGAAAACAACUUUGGAGCGGUUGUACCUCAAAAUGGAAACGAUAGACAUUCCAAUUUGGCGACUGUAACCUUGGUUUUAAGGAGCCAUUUGGGGCCAAGCUCAUAUACCUGAGUUUCUAACACUGUUCCCUGGUGGGGAACCACCAUUUUGUGGUUUGCUUCAGGUGCCGAAAUGUAUUGGGCAGGCCCUGUUCUGUAGGAUGGUGGUAGUUGAUCGGGGGAGCAGAUCUCUCUUCAUUCUGCGAGAUUCAGUCAGAUGUGAGGCACUGCUACUGCCCCUUUUCCUUGUGCAGGAAUGGUUUUCCUCCCAGACGUCCUGUAUAGCUGUUGGAUUCACUUCACCAAGGACAUUUGUGUUAUACCAGGGGUCAGCAAACUUUUUCAGCAGGGGGCCGGUCCACUGUCCCUCAAACCUUAUGGGGAGCCGGACUAUAUUUGGGGGGGUGGGGUGGAUGAAUUCCUAUGCCCCACAAAUAAGCCAGAGAUGCAUUUUAAAUAAAAGGACACAUUCUACUCAUGUAAAAACAUACUGAUUCCCAGACCGUCCGCGGACCAGAUUUAGAAGGCAAUUGGGCCGGAUCAGGCCCGCCGCGGGGGCCUUAGUUUGCCUAUCCAUGUAUUAUACCCUUACUUGAUGUAAUGGCUUCCAAGGAGCCUACUUCAGUGACUCUUUGUGUUCCAGAGAGGGCAGCAGCUGGGAAGCUAGAUUCACAGACCGCCCAACAGCAGAAAUGAUGGGAGAAUCUGCAGUGAUGCAGGCAGCUCCUAAUUUCUAAUAAGCUCAGGAGAUCUUUUUGGGGAGUGUUCUUGUUGAAAUGUUCAGUAGACUGGUGGCUGUUCUCCAAUUGGACAACAAUGUUCUGGCAGCCCUAGGUUGAUAUUGUCAUUCAGUUUUAUUGAUGGCUGCUUCUGGAACUCACAGUAGAGCUUCUACAGUGGUGCCCCGCAAGACGAAUGCCUCGCAAGACGGAAAACCCGCUAGACGAAAGGGUUUUCCGUUUUGGAGGUGCUUCGCAAAACGAAUUUCCUAUGGGCUUGCUUCGCAAGACAAAAAUGUCUUGCGAGUUCCUGCGGGGUUUUUUUCCUCCCCCCCCCCUUUUUCCCAAGCCGGUAAGCCGCUUAUCAGCUGAUCCGCUAAACCGCUAAUGGGCUUGCUUCGCAAGACGAAAAAACCGCAAGACGAAGAGACUCGCGGAACGGAUUCUUUUCGUCUUGCGAGGCACCACUUUACAUUCCUGCACUCCCAGGACAUUGCUUGGUUCUUUCUGAGCAACUAGAGGCUGUGCCCAUGGUUCUACUUGGGUCCUCACAGCUGUCUCUUGUGCUCUUUUUUUUUGUAGGAACUGUGUUCUGCAGGUUAGCCUCAGGUUCUUGAUUGACCAAUUUCUGGGACAGUGGAGCUUGCAGUGUCCUUGUCACAGAGUGCUGUUGUUUCAGUUGCACAACUACCAGGUGUCUUCGUUGGACGUGAUACCUCAGUGUGUUUUGCAUUUGCUAUGUGGUAGCAGAUUAAAGACCUAUACUUCUUGCCACCUGAGUUUCUGUAUCCCGUUAAGGAAGUCUGCUGGGUUACAUUUCUCCUGUUGAAGAGAAAAGGUGUGUAGUUCUUUGAAAUAGGUUAUCCCACUUGCAGUAAGUAACCUUAAAAACAUAAAAUCUUGAGGGGAAAUUAUGUUACUAUGUUGGGCAGAGAUUCUGGAGAAUCAGUGCUUUGCCAUCUCUUGAGACAGUCAAGCCAGUUGUGCCUUAAUUCCCUCCUGAAUGUAGUUGCUCAACCUCAGACCCACAAAGACUCCUAUCUCACUGUUGGUCCUUUGGUUUUAUAUCUUGGCUGCGAAUGUGUGAGAAGCCCGGGUGGAAGCAGCAGAAGAUGAGGGAUUAUCGAGAUACAUCUGCCACCAAGUGUCUCUGUAGGUCCUGUAUUGGGCGGUGGACACCAGAGUCAAGUACCUUACAUAAUCUCUGCAUGGGGUAAGGACUUCUGAGGGACCCCACAAAUAAUGGGGUAGGGACUUCUCAGGGAGUCACUGCAACAUGAGGAACAUGAUCAGGGUACUGUGCUAAAGACCAGGCUUGUUACAUUUUGUCUACUACUUCAUUUCUAACUUGAGGUGGGAAAGGAACGGUUAGCAACGUGAAAAAUUAAGGCUCCGUGUGCCUUUUCUGUAAUUUCAGCACAGGAGUCGCAGACCUCUUUGAACCAGCAGGCAUAUUUUGAAUUUUUAGAAAGUGCUGUGGGCACCAGUCACAAAAUGGCUGCCAUUGAAGUUUAGCAUCAUGCAAUAUGGCUGCUGUAGGUGUCGUGACACACUAACUGUUUCUUAACCCACCAAACCCUGAAAAGUUGACCUGCCACGUUAAGAUUGCGAUUACCGUAUAUACUUGUGUAUAAGCCAACUUUUUCAGCACAUUUUUUAUGCUGAAAAAGCCCCCGUCGGCUUAUACUUGAGUGAGGCGGAGGGACGAGCGCCGAGAAAGGAGCCUCUCCCAACCGCGGCUCCUAUGCUUACUCUUGCGAGCGGCAGAGGCAGCUGUGUCCUUUCAAAUGAUUUCUCAUGAACAGCCUCCACAGAUCUUUGAAGGGAAACUUUUCAUAGUCCAUACCUCUUAAAAUUGCAAAAUGGAUUUUGGAAGGAUCAGGCAACAGGUCCCUCAGCAGUUAAUUGAUAACAAAAUGCAGUAGCUGUCUAGGGACUGGCUGUGGAACACCUCAUAAUUAGCUCAUUUUCACUGCCUGCACCAGGCUGAGUGCAUGUCUCUUCUUUCUUAAUGUUGCUGAAACUGUUUGCAAAUGAGACAGAAUCCAAGGUAAGCUGCUCUGGGUUUUUUCUUAUGAGUAAGAGACUGGAUUCAGGGAAGAAACAAGGCAGCAACUUCUCUUUGUGUAGAAAUUGUACCGGAUGUUGUUUUAGACUGCAGACCUUGCUUUUCCGUUUUUCGACCUGUUUUCACUUGACUGUGUAGCUUCUCACCAGCACAACGUGUUACAUAAUCCUUGCCUAAUUUACCAGUAGCUGCUGUAUUUCCCACCCUAGGCUUAUGCUCGAGUCAGUAAGUUUUCCCAGUUUUUUGUGGUAAAAUUAGGUGCCUUGGCUUAUAUUCGGGUCGGCUUAUACUCCAGUAUAUACGGUAUGUUGUGCUGGUACUAAUUGCGGAGAUCACACAGUAUUGAUUUCACACACAACGCUGUUGCUAUCUAGUAACAGAGCAUUCCCCAGUACUGGGGGGUGGGGGAAUGUGCCCCACACCAUACUUCCAUGCAUCUUUGUUUGUCUGUCUCUCUCUCGCACUCGCACACACAUUCGCUCGCUCGCUCUUGCUUGUGUGCAUACAUACAUAUGAGACUGCAUGUACAUUUCUCCCUCACACACUUGGAUGUAUGCAGGAAAUUUUCCAGGAGGGGGCAAAAAAAUGAGGGCGGGGCACAAAGUAAAAGACUGAAAGGGUGCAACAGGCUAAUUUCUCACAGAAAGUAAGAAGCGUUGUACCUGUACAUUUUGUCUCAUUUCAUGUUCUAAAAUUUCUAUAAAGUUACUUUUUAAAUAAAGUGAAAGUUGGGAAUCUGAGGGUUGUGGUUUAUCCUGGGGGCACCAAAGAAAGCCUUUACGGGCUCCUUGGUACCUGUGGCCGCAGUUGGUGGUCCCUGAAUUAACACCUACCCCAUUGUGAAAGCCACAUCAUAGAGCACAUGAUGGUUAAUAGCUUACUUGCAGAAUUAGCUUUGAAUUCAGGUAGGUAGCCGUGUUGAUCUGACACAGUAGAGAGAUAGAUAUUGUCCAGUAGCACCUUAGAGACCAACUAAGUUUGUUCUUGGUAUGAGCUUUCGUGUGCAUGCACACUUCUUCAGAUACAGCAGAAGUGUGCAUGCACACAAAAGCUCAUACCAAGAAUAAACUUAAAGGUAAAGGGACCCCUGACUGUUAAGUCCAGUUGCAAACGACUCUGGGGUUGCGGCGCUCAUCUUGCUUUACUGGCCGAGGGAGCCAGCGUUUGUCUGCAGACAGCUUCCAGGUCAUGUGGCCAGCAUGACUAAGCUGCUUCUGGCGAAUCAGAGCAGUGAACGGAAACGCCAUUUACCUUCCCGCCGGAGCGGUACCUAUUUAUCUACUUGCACUUGACGUGCUUUCGAACUGCUAGGUGGGCAGGAGCUGGGACCAAACAAUGGGAGCUCACCCCGUCGCAGGGGUUCAAACCGCCGACCUUCUGAUCAGCAAGCUCUCAUCUCUGUGGUUUAGACCACAGCGCCACCCGCGUCCCAUAGAGACUUAGUUGGUCUCUAAGGUGCUACUUAGGGACGCGGGGGUCCCUUUACCUUUAAGGUGCUACUGGACAUUUUAAAAAAAUUUUAAAUAUAGUUUUGAAUUGUUACACAUUGUAAAGCUUACUCAAUAAUUUAUAAAAAAUGUUUGUUUUUUAUAAAACAUGAAGAGAACAAGUCAGAGAAGUUAUAAAGUUGAUAAUUACAUUUCAGUAUGCAAGUCCAUUUCAUUAUUAUUCAGUUUCCAUAAUGUUCAUUGAGUUGAAGGGAGAUAGUAAAUAUUUUUUGACAUAGACAUAUAUUCAAUAAAUUCAUCAGCUUCUGCACUUUUUCUUUGUGCUUUAAUUUUAUAGGAUCAAUUUUUCAUGAGGGCAGUCAGCCAAAGUUGACACAAAAUUUCAAAUAAAUUAGUAUGAGAGGUUUUUCAUUGUUUCGCUAUUCCCAAUCUAGCUGCUGUUACCAAUAAAAUAAUAGGACUUUUGAAAACCUUAGGUUGUACUGAGUUACUAAAUAUCAUCAAUAAGGCUAACUGUGAGUUAAGCUGAAAAUUUUGGUUAUUUAUUAAAAUUUGUAUACCACCAUUAAUCUGUAGAUCUCAGGACAGUUCACAAUAUAAAACUACAAGAUAAAAAACACAAAAUACAUAAUAAAAACAAGAACAAACCAAUAGCCCACUCUCCCACCCAUUCUGACCAAAAAUUCAAUAAUACUUUGCAGGACCACCACAUACAGUAAAAUGUUCCUCUUUCGCUGCAUUUUCUCCAACACAUCAAGGUUAUAUUUGAAUUUAUUCAGUAAGAUACCAGCAAAGUAUCAUUUUAAUGGAAUUUGCUUUAAUUCUACCUGAAACUGCUUUAAAUGUUCUAUAUGACAUUCCACGGUUCAUCUUUAAUACAGUGGUGCCUCGCAAGACGAAAUUAAUCCGUUCCGCAAGAGUCUUCGUCUAGCGGUUUUUUCGUCUUGCGAAGCAAGCCCAUUGAUGGAUUAGCGCUAUUAGCGCUAUCAGCUGUUUAGCGGCUAUUAAAGGCUUAAAGGCUUAGGGGAUUAGCUGCUAAAAGGCUAUUAAAGGCUAUUAAAGGCUUAGCAGAUUAGAUAAAGGGGAAAAGCGAAAAAAAAUCUCUAGACUACGCAAGGUAUUUUCGUCUUGCGAAGCAAGCCCAUAGGGGAAUUCGUCCUGCGAAGCAACUUCAAAACGGAAAACCCUUUCGUCUAGCGGUUUUUCCGUCUUGCGAGGCAUUCGUCUUGCGGGGCACCACUGUAUUCACUUGUAGGUUCCCAGGUUGUUUCUGAACUGGUAUAUGUAUCCCAUGUAUUCUUCAAUUAAGAAUUUAUAAGUUUCUGACAGAAGUUAUUUGCUAUUGUUUCCUGUUGAAAUUACGAAAAUUUCUAAAGUGCGAAGUGAUAUUUUUGCCUAAUUGAUUUGGAACCAAGUAUGUUUAAGUUCUAAUUGUAGUAGAUCGCCUGAUUUGGAGUUAUUGCCAAUAUAAAAAUCUUUGACACUGGGGAUAUAUAUAGAUAGAUAGAUAGAUAUAGAUAUAUAGAUAUAUAGAUAUAUACAUACACACACACAUAUAUACAUACACACACACAAUCCCCACCCCCAAAGAAGCAUGACUUGUUUUAAAAAGGGAGUCUUAACUGAUUUAGUUUUUUGAGAUGGAUGAAUUAAAUACUGAGGCCCUCUCAAGUUCUGUCUUGCUUUUCCAGGCAUUUCCAUUGUUAUCAAAAUUCUUUUUGUAUUACUUUUUAGUAUUGAAAUUAUAUAUUUUUAUGUGAGAUGCAUUGUGGCAUAAUGGUAAUCCUGGAAUGCAUAUUCCUCUAUUUAUUGCAUACUCAAUACGUUGAUAAGAAUAAUAAGAAUAAUAAUAUAUUUAUAUGGUACCCACUCUGGGCGGCUUCCAGCAAAAUAUAAAAAUGCAAUAAAGCAUUAAACAUUUAAAACAUCUGGAUGCAGGGCUGUCUUUAGAUGGCCUACAAAAGUCAUCUCUUUAAUAUCUAAUGGGAAGGUGUUCCACAGGGUAGGUACCACUACUUAGAAGGCCCUCUGUCUGGUACCCUAUAACAGGUACGUCCAACAGGUAGAUCGUGAUCAUUUUUGUCCUCUGCACCCCCAAAAAACAGGGCCUCCCUCCUCCCUAAAAAAAAGCUCAACAACCUUGACCUGAACCACAAAAAAGGGGGUAGAUCACUGCCAGUUUUUCACUCUGUGAGUAGAUCGCAGUCUCUUGCCGUACAACUUCACCUCUCAUAGCGAGGGAAUCACCAGAAGGCCCUCGGAGCUGGAUCUCUGUCUGUGCUUAACAAUCGGGGUGGAGACGCUCCUUCAGGUAUACAGAGCCAAAGCCAUUUAGGGCUUUAAAGGUCAACACCAACACUUUGAAUUGUGCUCGGAAACGGACUGGGAGCCAAUGUAGAUCCUUUAGGACUGGUGUUAUAUGGUCCAAGUCAGCAGUCUAGCUGCUGCAUUCUGGAUUAGUUGUAGAUUCUGAGUCACCUUCAAAGGUAGCCCCACGUUCAUAAGAAUGUGCAGCAUCGUACAGCAUGGUUUUUGAUACCCUCUUUUUGUCUGAAUUUAUAGAUGCAAGAAUGAUUUUUUCCUUGAUCUCAGUGUGUACUAUUAAUAAGUAUUGGUGAUUUUUUGAAAUUAUAAUAAAAAUAGAAUAAUUCAUCAUUUGCACGAUAUGCUGACUGGGCAUAUAAUCAUUUUAAUUGCUGCUAUCCUUACAAGCCAAGAAAGUGAAUAAUUGUCCUAUUCUUUUAGCUGUUAUUUUAUUUGCUGGAUUAACAGUUGUAAAUGAAAUAGAAAUGUUAAAUUUCAGUGUUGGGGGAUAUCUACACCUAGGUAUUUAUUUAUUUUUGCAUAUUUGCCAAUUCGUUUCCUUCAGUUAAAGACCUGCUGUAUAUCCAUAUUCUUUAAUUACAUUCAUUACAUGUGGCAUAACUUCAUUUAGGUUCAAGAUCAUUAACACAAUGUCAUCUGCAAAUAAAUUAGCUAAUGUGUUUCACCAUCAGUAGCAUUAGGAUUAUUGUGUAACGUGUUUGCCUUGGCAAUGGAAACCUUGGCUAAUAACAUCGGCGACGAUGGACAGCCAUGUUUUGUUCCUUUAUUUGCUUGAAAAGCAUCAGAGUCCUAUCUGUUACCUCUGAUGAGUGUCUGGCUAUUUUUAAUAUAAAUAUCUUUAUAUUUGAAUGAUUUGUCAAUUCCCAUAAAUUCUAAGACCUUAAAAGAGAAUCCCAUUCCAAUUUGUCAGAGGCCUUUGUCACAUCAAAUAACAAAGUGCCUUUGACUCUUUAAGAUGAGUAUGAUGAAUUACAUUUAGUAUGUGGCUGAAGGAAUUAGCAGUUAAUCGUGUUUUAAUAAAACCAGUUUGCUCUAAUUGUAUGUAUUUUGGUUCUAAAUUUGAAGGAUGUUCUAUAAGAACAUUUGAACAAUUUAGCCUCAGUGUUAACUGGAAACACAGUACAGUCGUAUUUAACUUGCGCAAUUCCAACCCAGUGCAAAAAGAGAUUUUAAGCUUUCUGCCUUGUUUGGGAAGCAACCUUGUUUAGACGAGGGGCGCAGGGUGCUCCCACAAGAUCUCACGAGAACAUCCCAGGGCCUCCAGGGUUGAGGCAUGGAGAGGGCCUUGCUUCCCAAGCAAGGCAGAAAUGCCUGGCACAAAAAGAACUUUUCAGCAAGGUUCUCCAUGCCUGGCUCUGGAAGCCGCCUGAUGGGGUGGUUCCCAUGGUUUGAGUAUAUGUGUUUUUGCGUAUAAGGUAAAGGUAAAGGUAAAGGGACCCCUGACCAUUAGGUCCAGUCGUGACCGACUCUGGGGUUGUGGCGCUCAUCUUGCUUUAUUGGCCGAGGGAGCCAGCGUACAGCUUCUGGGUCAUGUGGCCAGCAUGACUAAGCUGCUUCUGGUGAACCAGAGCAGUGCAUGGAAACGCUGUUUACCUUCCCGCCGGAGUGGUACCUAUUUAUCUACUUGCACUUUGAUGUGCUUUCGAACUGCUAGGCUGGCAGGAGCAGGGACUGAGCAGUGGGAGCUCACCCCAUCGCGGGGAUUUGAACCGCCAACCUUCUGACCGGCAAGUCCUAGGCUCUGUGGUUUAACCCACAGCGCCACCGGAACCAAACCCCUGCAUGCUUUAUCCGUCUAUGAGUCAACCUGUUCUUUAUCUUUGUUUGGUUUAGGUAACACUAUGAUUCUGGUUCGUUUCCAGGACGAUGGAAUCUGUCCCCCUUCCUUAACUUCAUUAAAGAGUUUUCCAGGUAGAGGCAAUAGAAUAUUCUGAAUUUCUAAAUGCAAAGCUCCAGCAAAACCAUUGGUUCCUGGUGCGUUGACUGGUUUAAGUUUAGAUGCACAUUUUAAAUUUCUUCCUUUGAGAUCAGUUUGUUUAAACAAUGAUUUGGAGCAUAUGAUCUGCAUUGCAGUCGACUGACUGACUGACUGACUGACUAAAUUAAUGAGGUGGGUGAAAAGCAGGCAAAUGCAGCCAUGUUGGGGCACGAGACAUCACAACCCCUUUCUAGAGUCUGGCAUUUCUCUUACAGCACUUAAUUGUCUUGUUUGGUGGAGCUAAUGGGGUAGAGGGGUUUGGCAAAGCCCUCAGAUUUGCAGUUUUGAAGUGAAUGGUGUCUCUUGUUCAGCCAUUGAUGAAUUCUGAACCCUACUCACCUUUAUUGACACAUGAGAACCAGUGCUUGCCAGAUUUCAAGAUCCAGAUAAUGACUUCCUAAGGAUAAUCUAAUGAACAGUAAUGGUAUUAGUGAUCAAAUAGUUUUAAAAUUGGAAGUGUUAAUGCUCUAAACUAGUUUGCCCUCAAAAUGAUAUAAACCUGGUAUAAAUAUAGUAAAAAGAGCCUCUGGUAAAUAGAAUGCCAACUUGCUUGAGUGGGGAUGUUGCCUGGGUAGGUUUCUGACCGCGUGCUCUAAAUUAUAUUAAGUAAUAUAUACCAAAGCAGCAUUCAAAAUAAAUAAAUAUUCUAAUACUAAUGGUUCUUCCUUUCUUUUUCUUCUGUUUUAAUGCAGCGGUACAAAACUGGAAAUCCUUUUGACUGAAUGGAUUUCAAAAGUAGCUCUCUGCUUCUAGCCAAAAAAAGGGUCAACCACAUCAAAAUGAAGCAAGUACCAGAGAUCCUUGGAAAUCCUACAGGGAAAACACAGAACUGUGAAGUGAAUCGUGAGUGUUCUGUUUACCUGGGCAAAACACACCUUUCUGCUACACUACAGGAGGACGUUAUGCCGAAAUAUAAUGGCCACGAUGCUCUCCCAUUUAUUCCUGCGGACAAACUGAAAGAUCUCACUUCCCGUGUGUUUAAUGGAGAAUCGGCAACACAAGACACCAAGCUGCGCUUUGAGUCUGAGGAUAUUAAAGAACCUGCAACUCCACCUAACACUACACCUGUCAAGAAUGGUUCUCCAGAGAUUAAACUGAAAAUCACUAAAACCUACAUGAAUGGAAAGCCUCUAUUUGAAUCUUCAAUUUGUGGUGACAAUGGAAUAGAUGUGUCUCAGGCAGAGGAAAAUGAGCAAAAGCCAGCAAAUAAGGAAAGGAGAAAUAGAAAAAGAAGCAUCAAAUAUGAUUCCUUACUUGAACAGGGUUUUGUUGAAGCGGCAUUAGCAUCAAACACAUCUAGUUCCUCUGAUGAGAAGGUACAGGAUUUAUUUGCUACCUCUGCUCUUUGGGUAACUCGUGUCAGCCAAAGUUACCAAUGUUUGACCUGUUUUUUCCUAACUGAUCAGUCAGGUAGCAGCUGAUAGCUCCUACAAGGUUCUGAGUUUCAGAGUCUAUUAAUAAGUCUAGCAAAUGAAGUUGGAGAAGAUAGACAUGCAUCCCCAUGCUUCACUCAUUUGAGUCCAUUUCAUCCUUUCCCUUCUCUGUCGCUCCCUAGAGUGAACUUGAGACAGACAAUCUAAUAACAGGGGAAGUUUUAAUAAUGUAUUUAAUGAUAAUGGACCAUUAAGGUCCAGUUUUGAAUCAUAUUAUGAAAACAAAUUUUUCAUCUUCGUUUUGAUGAUGAUGAAACAAUUCCAGUUGAGGGGCUAUUGGAGAGGGACUAUUUGUAUUAACUUUGAUGCACCAAAACAUCAUCAUCAUAAACAAUAACAAUAAUAAUACCUAUAUUGUCAUUGUACAACCUGUGAACAAUGAAAUUAAAUGGGCCUUCUUCCCCCCCCCAACUCAGUCUCAUUCCACUCUUUGUGCUUAUUGAACAACACACCCCCUUGCAAGUCAGUUGUGCUAUGUUAUUUUCCGUUCAACAGCCUAACAGCCCACGGAUAAAAGCUAUUUUUUAGCCUCUUGGUACGGCUGAUUAUACUUCUAUAUCUCCUGCCCUACAUGGGUAGCUAGCCAACAUGGUGCCCUCCAGUUAAAAUUCCCUUCAGCCCCAACCAUCUUGGUUUAGCUACCUAUGUUUAGAUGGAUUGUUUUACUGAGACAUUGUGCUGUUCAGACUUUGUGCAACGGAAUGCAAAAUAAAUCUAGCUUCUCUCACACACUCAUUCUGAAGCACUUUGUUAUUAAUUAUAAAGGUAACAAGGCUAUACCAAGCAGCUUUGGUAUAGCAUUUUAUGAUCCGUAAAGAAUAUGUUUCAUGGAUGUGAAGGAGAUAAUUUUUCUCAGCUGGGCUUCUGCCUAUGCUGCCCUUGAAUUUUUAAAAAAGUUGUAUUUGCUGUAUUGAAGGGAUAGCUCUCUAGGGUCGUUAUUUGUACAGUUAGGUGACAAGUACCUUUGACUCAAAGUGUAUGAAUUUCCCAGCAAGAGACCAGGGGAAAUAAACUUAGUGUCAGUAUUGUUUGUUUCUUUUAUGAGUUAUUUAUUUUGCCUUAAGUAGGUGUAAUAAUCGGAAGCCAGCUAGAAGCUAAGUUGUCCUUUCAAUAUGCAGCCCUGCAAGAUGUUAGUAAAGUAGCAGAGGGGUCCAUUUACCUCUGAUCAAUAAGAACCUCCAUGUGCUUACUACAGAUAACUUCUAAUCCGUGGGCCACUUUUGGCCAGCUAUGACAUUUCCCACCAGAAACCCAUACCCACCUGCCAGUCAGACUCUAAACAGGUUUCUGUGAAGUUGUACUCUCCCUGAAAUGGCAGGUAUAAAGUUUGCGUGUAUUUCUUGAUCUAAAAUAGUCAAUGUCCUAUGUGGUUCAGAGGGUCUUUUAGUAGUGACUGCAGCCAUUCCUGGACAUGGAUAGUCACGAUGAUUCACACUCUGGUAGUCUCCUAGUUGGAUUACUGUAAUGUGUUAUAUGUGGGACAUUCCUUAAAGAUGACUCAGAACGUCCAGUAAGUGAAUAACACAGCUUCCAGCAUUUUGACUGGUACAUUCAUGACUGCCCAUGUCAUAACAAUUUUGGAAAAAUCAUACGUCUACCUACUUUAUUCAGAGUCCAAUUUAAGGUACUCGUGCUUUACCUUUCAUGUAUGCUCCUCUCCAUGUGUGCACCUGCAGCCUCAAGUAGUACAAUGCAAGAGGAGCUUUAUGAGUUAAUGUUAUUGGAUGUAUAAACUAGCUUUAAAUAGUACUGGCUUUCUGAUACAGUACAGCAUAUGGAAAAAUUGUUUGUUUGCUACCAUUUAAUUCUCUUGACAGCUUGAAUGACAAAGGUUUCUUGAGAGUCCUUGCAGCCUUUGCAUGUGGUGUUUGAAAUUUUUCUGGAAGACUGACCAGAAAGAAAGUUCUUUGACCUUUCUAGAAUGGUCCACAAACACACACUGUGAUAACGGCCUUGGAGCUAGAAACUCAAUUUUGUAAAAUGAAUACAGGGUUGAAUCGCAUAAGCACUGAUAAUAUAUCCUCAACCUAUUUUAUGCAUGUACCUAAAAAUGUCAUGUGUCUGUACAGCAGAUAAGAAUUUUAUUGGUGCAUAUGUCAGAAAGUCAGGACUCAGCCAUUGCUCCCCACUGCACAUGAAAUGGCAAGUAUAUGCUUUUUGACACAUGUGUGAAGUGGUACUGAGACUUGUGUUCCUGAAAAUUCCAAUAACAGUAAUAUCUAGGGGCUCUAAAGCAACAAUUGAUACCAGUUGUGGCUUUUGGUAGCUGUUGCUUCAACUCCUUUUACUUCCAGAGAAGCUGAGGCUCCCUUGUUCCUUUAAAAUUGGAGUUCACUCUUCAUUUCGAAGUAAUAUAUUUUCCCUGUUACCAAAUAACAGAAAGUUCAUAGCCUUGAAAAAAUAUGAUGGGUGCCCUGAUAGUUGUAUCCCUUUAGCUGUGGAUCUGUGGCCCAAACUUAGUUCAUAUGGCUAAAUGUUUUCAUGAACAUUCCAGUUAAAGUUACCAUUCAUUUGCAAUGCUCCAGACACACAGUGUAUUGUUACCAGUUAAGCGCGAUUUAUGGAACAUUCUGCAUUCCCUGUGCACUCAAAUAUGAAAAUAUUUUUGUUUGAUCAAGUUGCUAGAAUUUGUAAAUGUCUGCCUUUUUCUUUCUCUAAAAAGAUUCCUGCUAAAGAAGAUUCUUCUUUACUACUUGGAAAAGAUGACAAAACUCAUGUAUUGAAGUACAGUGUAGGAGACUUGGUAUGGUCCAAAGUAUCUGGCUAUCCCUGGUGGCCGUGCAUGAUUUCAACUGAUCCUCUUCUUUACAACUUCACAAAACUAAAUGGUAUGUCCUCUGUCUUUGGUAGUUUUGCAUUUGCAGCUAUUGCUAUGUUAGGCCCAAAAACUAAAAGGAAAGCCACCAGUAAACUGGGAUAUUUUAUGUGUCCCUGUUGGCUUAAAUACACAAAGAAGAUGUAAGCUUUACAAGUUGUACUGAGCUUUGUAUUAGAAAAAUAGCUAAAAUAAAUGUGAAUAGUGUUGUAAUUUGAAUAAGAUUAUUACAGAUAUUUUGAUCGUGGUGUAUUGAACUGAUCAUUUAUUACUCUUGAGGCAGGCUUCCUCAAACUCAGCCUUCCAGAUGUUUUGGGACUACAACUCUCAUGAUCCCUAGCUAACAGGACCAGUGGUCAAGGGUGGUGGGAAUUGUAGUCCCAUAACAUCUGGAGGGCCGAGUUCGCCUAUGCCUGCUAUAAACCUUGCCGUUGCACCUUCCUGUCAUCCAGUGUAGGUGGAAGUUCUCCCAAUAGUAUAACAGAACCCAGUUAUGUAGCUGUUUGCACUGUGAGAUUGUCUUGGCCAAGCUGUAACUUUGUGUGUAUCACGGUUGCUAUUUUUCAAUCUUUAGCCCCUCACUACUGAAUGCUUCUGAAAAAAAUUAACUGUUUGAGAUUAGUAAUAUUAUUGACUUUUGCAAGGCCUUUUUCAAAGGACUGCAUUGAGUAAUGCCCUAUUUCUUUAAACUGUCCAGUUAAAACUAAUUUAUAUUUCCAAACUACACACUCCCUCUCUCUCUGCAUGUGUGUGACAUAACAGAGUUCAUAUAUUAAGAUAUCAAAGCCUGAAAGAAACAAAGUUUAAUCCUUUUUCCAUUUUUCAUUAAAUGUGUUUUUACAUUUACGGUAUGUAUGUUUAUAUUAAUAUUUCUAGGUGAAAAAAUACUUACAUAAGUGUGCCUGCUACCUUUUUCAGGACAAAAGAAGAGCUUUCGCCAAUAUCAUGUUCAAUUCUUUGGAGAUGCCCCAGAACGAGCAUGGGUAUUUGAGAAGAGUCUUGUACCAUUCAAAGGAGAAGAGCAAUUUGAGCAAUUGUGCCAGGAAAGUGCAAAGCAUUCCCUUACCAAAGCAGAGAAGAUAAAGGUAAAUAUUAAUGUGUUAUGUUAUUAAUGUGUAUGUGUUAUUAACAUAGCUGUUCAGUUAUCUGCUUGAAUGUUUACAUGUGCCGCUGCAUGCAUGUGUAUUUAUUUAUUUCAAUUUAUAUAACGUCAUUUAUCCAAAGAUCCCAGGAUGGUAUACAACAUUAGUAACAUAAUUUACACAUCAUAAUAACAGGCCAUAGAAUAAAGAGGAUUGUUUUCACCUGGUUCCUAAAGAUAUGUAAUGAUGACACGAGGUGAGCCUCUCUCAAGAGGGCAUUCUACAGAUGCCACCACAGAAAAGGCCCGUUCUCAUGUUGUCACAUUUACAGUUUUAGCAUAAUGCCAUAGCUCAGCCAUGUUACUUCGUAUGUCAUGUUGUUAUUGGGUGUAUUACUGCUUCAGCCAUGGCAUAUUUUUUUGCAAGUCAUUGUUCCAUGCACAAUUCAGCAUCCCUUGUUUAGUAGCAUAUAUAUUUUUUACGUUUUGGGAGUAAAAGCUCCAUUUGAAUAUAUUAAUAGGAGACUGACAUUUUUCAUGAUCCCUACGGGUAAGGGUUUCAUUUCAUUCUCUUUUGUUGGUGUUCUUCUCUGCAGAUGUUAAAACCUGUUUCAGGAAAACUACGCCCCCAGUGGGAAAUGGGUGUUAAGCAAGCAAAAGAUGCAUUGUCCCUGACAGCAGAGGAACGAAAAGUCAAGUACACCUUCAUUUAUGUUAGGGGAAGACCUCUUCUCAAUCCUCAAGUGGCAAAAGAAGCAGGUCUUGCUGUAAAAUCUCUGGAGGAAAUGGAUAAAAUUUACACAGAUGAAGACAUUUCUCAGACUUUGAAAUCAAAGAAAGAAUCUGAUAUUCCUACCAAGAGGAGGAGGAGAGCAAAACUGCUUGCAUUGAAUGAAUCAGACGAAGGCAUUGAACCAGUUAAGAAUAUCACCCCUGAAAAAGUCCUUGAAGGCAGAGAAGCCAAAAGGAGCACAGGGUCUCCUGUUGCUAGGAAAAAAGUUGUUGCGUACACCCCACGAAACAGAAAGGGAGAUGCAGUUUCUCAGUUCUUGGUUUUUUGUCAGAAGCACAGAGAUGAGGUUUGUGCAUUUGCCUUCAGAACUUGUAUUACGAAGCUUAAUUCAUAUGCAUAUCUGUUUUCCUUGUGAUAAUGUCCCAGAGGUGCCACAAGCACUCUUAAUACAUGAACUCUAUCUGUUCUCUCAUAAAUAUACACGCAUGCACACAUGUGUGCAUACAGAAACCUAUUAAUAUACACCAUCUUUCCUUAAAGGAGAUCAAGCAUAAUGCACAGGGUUAACUUAUUUUCUCCUGCCAUCAAAUAUGUGAAAUAGUUUAAAUUGAGAGAGUGACUUGUGAUGGCCUAGAAGCAUUUGAUCCCCAAAGCAGCAUUAUGCAUUGGCUUACCUGCAUAAAUGGGCUUUUUAAUAAAAACAGAAGUCUUGGUUAUUGAGGGUGGAACUGCGAACAUUUCUUCAGUGUUGUGGUCAAGGUAGAUAAUGUAAACCAGUUCAGAUCACAUCGUCACCUCAGCCACUAUUCUGUAUACAGUGGUGCCUCGCAAGACGAAAUUAAUCCGUUCCGCGAGAGUCUUCGUCUAGCGGUUUUGGUUUUUUCGUCUUGCGAAGCAAGCCCAUUGACGGAUUAGCGCUAUUAGAGGUUUAGCGGCUAUUAAAGGCUUAAAGGUUUAGGGGAUUAGCUGCUAAAAGGCUAUUAAAGGCUUAGCAGAUUAGAUAAAGGGGGGGAAAAGCGAAAAAAAAAUCUCAAGACUCGCAAGAUAUUUUCGUCUUGCGAAGCAAGCCCAUAGGGGAAUUCGUCCUGCGAAGCAACUUCAAAACGGAAAACCCUUUCGUCUAGCGGUUUUUCCGUCUUGCGAGGCAUUCGUCUUGCGGGGCACCACUGUACAAACUUAAAGGGUUGUUCAUCUCUGACCCAGUGUCUGUCUGUCUGUCUGUCUGUCUGUCUCCCUCCCUGCCCCCCUCCACCUAUUUUAAAUACAUUGAUAGUUCUGGGUUUUCUCUGGUGGGGCAGCUCAGUUUGGAGGGCAGAUUUAGGUUGGAAAAACAGCAUGGAUGAAAGGUUAAGCCCUGUGUGUAUUUUGCAGCCUCAAUCAUUACCUUGGCAGAUGCUUUGAGGGAAAGGGGAAUAUGUGCUUGAAUCUUAUGUUUGUGUGUAUAGAAACAGUGGUCUUGGUAACAGAGUACUCCUGGUGAUGAAGAGAUAAUCAUAAAUUGAAAAUGAGCACCUUCUGGUGGUAUUUUAGUAAGGGAAACAUACACCAAAAUUUUCCAGGCAAAGGCCAAAGGUAUCUGAGGCAACAUGAGUACAGCUGUUAAAAGAGCUUGGCGCAGUUGCAAAGAACUUCCACUUUUGUUUUUGAUUAAUCACAGUUUAGUGUGUCACCCAAACCCUGAACUGUGGUUAAUCUUAAUUGUGGAAAGCUGGCGCAAGCCACCUUCAUAAUCAGUGGCUUGAAGUUGGCUUGUUACAAAAUAUUUACGAUUAGCUGCAGCUUUUGUCUGCUUUUGGCUAUCAUGACAAGGUGUGGCAAGUCUGAAAAAGACCUCACCAUUUAUGGUUGGUUUAGAGAGAAACAAACUACAAGCCCAGGUUUGGAUGAUUAGGCAAGCCAGACUGGCCUGGUUUGUUCACAGUGGGGGAACCUUUUUCAGUGUUAGGACCACAUUUCUUUGUGGGUAACAUUUUGGAAUCUUCAUGAGUGGAUGCAGCCAGAUCCAAAAGUGGGUGAGGCCAGAGUCAAAUGUAGGCAGACUUUCACCUUUUGCACAAUAGGUUGCAUUCCAGCCACACAAAAGCCAGACGUUUCAACCCCCUCUCCAUUCCUCCAUCCUCUUGUCUCCACACAAGCAAAAGGCAUCACAGUUCAAGUACACAUUCCAGCAGUUGAGGAGGGAGUGAAAUAAAGGCAGUGAAGGGCAUAGCCUGGCAAAGGGUAGCGGCCUAGAGAGUCCCAAAGCCUGGAUAGAGGAGACUAAAGGGCUGCAUUUGCCUGAGAUUCACCGUCUCUAUCUUCAACCAUAGUACAAACCAGGCCAUUAUCACUGUCGUUUGUUCUGUAGAUUUUUACCUAUCAAAGAACAAAAAUCAGUCUAUCGCGAGAAUUGUUCACUAGAUUAAAUAUCUAUAAUUUGGUCGUUUUAUUUUCACAUUUUGAACAAUUGAAUAGUUUCUGACAGUGUUAGAAACUGAGAUAUGAAAGCUAGGAACCUAGAUUAUGGAUGGAACAAUGGAAUGUCUAGGCAUGCUUUUUUAUAAGAAGACUACAAAGUUAAAAAUGAAUGAACGGCAGCUAAAAUAUUGUGUUCAUUUUUCACAUGGUCUAGUCCUUCUGUUGCCCACCCCUCCCCCCUAAUAUUCUUAAGAGGGUCUCUUAUCCAGUCUUCAGAGAGGGACUGGAAGUGGGGAGGCAGAAAAAGGUCCUUUCCUUCCACUCUGCAGUUUUAAUCUGAAAUUGUAGAUGCGCCCAGAGCUCAGAAACCUCUUGCACUAAUGAAAUUGCAAAAUGCUCCUAGAACAAUGGGGGGGGUUUCGAACACUGGUUUUCUCUCUCCCUACCACAGUUGGUUUGCAUGGGAUCCUCUGCUAAAAUGAUGGGGGUGGGGGCAUCAUUUUAGUAGGAAGUUCUGAGUCACACCCCUUCCUGAUUCAGGGAGGGGCUAUGCGUCAGAAUCCCCUGCUGAAAGAGGGGGUUUCCCUCUAUUGUUUUAGCAGAGGACUCCAUGUAUAUUUGUACAGAACCCCCUCCCAAAUCAGUGAGGGAAAUGCCCCUUUUGGCAGCAGAUGCAGAUACGCCAUGUGAAAAGUUUUGCUAAAGAGAAACACGUCCCUUUCCUGGUCUCUCACCCAUCAGUCCUCCCAGCCAUCAUGGGUCCUGUAGUUUCAGCUGGGAUGGAGUGGGAAUGGCAGGAUCUUAGGAAGGGGAAGAGGACCCCACAGCUGACAGUGGGGGAAAGUUCAGGUAGUGAUAGAGAAGAGAGUCUUGCACUGCCGUUGCCAGAUGCCAAUCUCGGGGAGGCAGCAUGAACUGGGCCAGUUCCUUCUCCAUCUCUUCAGAGCCAAGUUCCCAGGUAGCCGAAUAGGUAGCUGGAGUAUGGGUGGAGCUGGUUGAAUUGGAGGUGUGGUGAGAGCUGGAGAGUUCAACACAGGUCCCAUCGCCGGUGCCCCUCCCAGCAGACAUGCCCCUUCUCACUUGGGACCAGAGCGGGAGGGGCGAGUCCAUUGUUGGGAUGCCUUUGCUUAUGUCUAGCUGUGUAUCCAAAAACUCCUACUUAUGGAUCAUUGAACCAUAUACUUAGAGCUGAUGCUGAGACUGUGUGCUGAUUUUAUCAAUAAAGCUUUCAGCAUUUCCUGAGUUGAGAUUUGGAGUGUUUCAUCUGAUGGUGAGAGUCAGGGCAGUGAUGUCAGCUGAUGGGUGGGUGGGUAGGUGGGGAGGGAGGGGGACUGCCUCACAGGUAAAAUUUGGGCACCCACCCCCCACAGGCAGGCAGGUUCCUCAUCCUCCCUUAAAUUGACAAAAUAGUUGGCAUGUUCCAUAAGAAACCCCCCAGCAGACCAUCUUGAUAACAUAUAUUGAAACAAAAGGUGACAACCCUGGAUGUUUGAUAUUUCCUUAAAUGUAUCCCAUGUCUUCAUGGAAUGGUAUGGACUCUGCUUUUAAAUAACUAUAUAGUGGUGGUUUAUUAUACCUAUAUGAAAUGAUGUGUGCCCCUGCAAAUUAGGUUGACACUUCAGGCUUCUGAUGAGCUGGAUUAUAGUCCACAAAGCUUAUGUCAGGGAUGGGGAACUGGUUCUAUCUGAGGGAACUUGCUCACACUCCAUGGGCCAUUUUGACUGCUGGGCGGGGUUACUGGUUUGUCAAUCACUUGGUGUCAUGUUCAAAACCCUGGAAGAAAAUGGAGAAUUAUCUGCCUUGGUUGUCCUCUUGCCUUUUUCUGGUGUGUUGAUUUUUUGACUGCUUUUGAUACCAUUGACCAUGGCUUUUUUGUGGAGAGGCUGUUGGGAGUGGGUGGCAUUGCUUUGCUAACUGGACGACCACUUAGGGAGUUUUGUACGACCCUGUGGAACCUUCAGUGUUGAGAAGCCAGAGUUUGAUUUUAUCCCCCAUGCUGUUUAAAAUGUAUAUGAAACCACUGAAUGGGAUCAUCCGCCAUUUUGGAGUGUGCUGUCAGCAAUAUGCUGAUGCUGCACAGCUUUAGUUCUUUACGGCUGCAGGUGUAGCAGCAGGUGUGUCUUGCCUUAGUAAUGGACUGGAUGAAAGCCAAUAAACUUAAGCUCAAUCCAGACAAAACUGAGGAACUAUUUGUGGGUGGUUACCUAGACCGGAUGAGUGGGAUGUGUCCUGCUCUAGAUGGAGUUACCCUCUUUCUGAAGGAGCUAGUACAUCACCAGUCUCAGGGUGAUGGAGAACAGCUCUCCUAGCUCCUCCACUGUGGGUGCUGAGCAAGCUGCUGUCAGCUGCAAUGCCCCAGAGCAUGUAGCUGUUGGCAGUUCUUGGGCUGGGUUAAGCAUUUCCUGCUGCAACAUCACAGAUCUUGUAGUUGCUGGGCCAACCCCUCCCUCCCAUACUCAUGGGUUGACUGAAGUGCUCUCAGCAGUGGUACCAAGCAUGCAGUUGCUCAGCAGGGUGGCCUAGCAGUGUGAUUCCCCCAGCAUUAAAUAAAGCACAGGGCGAAAAUCUGUAAGCAAGGGCAAGCAAGGAGGAAUUGCCUGAGUAACUGAAUGAACUGCAGGCCUGCAGUAUUGCCCAGAAAAGGCUAAGUUGAAGGUGGCUUUUUGCUCUGUUCUUCUGUGAGACGAUGAAGAAAGGGUGAGAGAGCAGAGAAUUCAUGGCAGAGACAGGACUCAAACUUCCUGACUCAUAGCUCAGUUUCUUGACCCCAGGCCAUGGUGGCCUUCCACAUGUUGCUGGACUACAACUCCCAUCCUCCUUGACCAUUGACUGUUUUGGCUGAGACAGAUGGGACUUGGGUCUAACAGCACCUGGAGGAUCACAGAUGCUGUGCCAGAUCAGAAGUUUUCCACUUCAUAAUUACAGAUCAUAUUUACUUGUUUAGAAAAAAAUGCUCCACUUUUCCUUAUAAAAUAAACUCAAAAAUCUUUGUGCACAAAUGGAAAAAUAACAUCAAGCACAAUAAAAUGUUCAAAUUAAUGUAAAGCCAGUUCAGAUUACUAAAUUAUGCUAAUAAGCAUACAUAAACGCAUACAAAUAAAUAUUUUGCCUUCUGGAUCCCACAGUAUGAAAAGGAACCUUAAUCUUUACUUUAUUACUUUUAGAUGCAGAGUGUUAGUUUUAACUACGUAUAUGUUUUAAUUCCUACUUUGAACAAGUAUUAUGUUUGUUCAGGUGAUUGCUGAACAUCCAGAUGCCUCAAGUGACGAAAUUGAAGAGCUGCUGGAAUCACAGUGGAACAUGCUUAGUGAAAAACAGAAAGCACGCUAUAACACAAAAUUUGCCAUAGUGACCUCUCCUAAAUCUGAAGAAGACACUGGUAAACGUAAAACUGUGCUAGUAUACUCUAACUAAGUUUAAUAUAUGUGGUGGUGUUAACCUAAGCACACAGCUUGAGACUUGUAGGGGGGCGGGCAGACUUUGCUGUUCUCCACUUCUAAUUUUGGUGUGUCGUGAUGAUAGCCGUGAAUGCAGUCUUUACAAUAAAAGUCAAUAAUGUCUGCAUUUCUUGGUCAUUGUUCUGCGGAGUUUUUCUGUGUAAAACUACUGUUUAGAUAUUGCUGGUUUCUCAUUCCCUUCCUGUCUAUAAGCAGCUGCCUCACUGUUAGCAAAGUGAGAAUGGUGGAAAUGAGGAGAAAUAAUCUUAGCAUUUAAAUGUUAUCAUUAAACAUAAUCAAACUUCUUAAAAUUACAGUGUCAUUUGUAAUUUUAUUUCCCUUUAUAAUAAGUGAAACUGAGGACAUGCAUAAACAUCAGAAAUGCAUGUUUCCAAAUUAUAAAUGACCAAUUGAGCACUGUGCUGGUCUUCUAGAAUAGCAUCACAGCCUGCAAGGCAUUUUGGUUGGUUGGUUGAUAUUAACACUUCACUCAGUAUCCCGAUAUAGUACUAAAAGUUCUUUGGAAUAAUGAAUAAACCUGAAGGAAGAAGGGAGGGAAUUAUAUUAGUGAUCUUUCUCAGUAAAAGUAGUAGCUGUAGUAAUAAAGUAAUAAAUAUUUAGCAUAUUAACUUCAUUAGAUUAUUAUGGAAAAUUUAAGCCAUCAGGUUGCUGCUUUGGGCAAUGAGUGGAAUGAAGGUGUGUUUGACAGGUUUGUCAGUUUUGGAAAAAAAUGUAUAAAAAGUGCAGUCAGUUUUGUUAUCUGUGUAUGAAAUAACAUCUUGUGGGAAAGUUAACAGCUUUGUCUUAAUGUGUAAAAUAAUGGAUGUCUAUUUUAAAACAAACAAACACAAACAAACAACACUGCACAACAUUCUGUAUCUCUAAAGGUUCAUCACAGAAGAAUAUGGGCGAGGCCAAGCGUAAAGUGUUUCAAGAAUCCCCUAAAAGGAGAUCAAGAUCCAGAAGUAAUUGAAAUCUGUGCUGUGUACUAUUAAUUCAUUAUGAGUAAUUCUUAAGUCUGCCUUUUAUGUAAUUGCUCACAAAUCAUCGUUUUUCUCUCAGAUGUUGUGUUCCUUUGGCUUCAGAAUUUUUAUGGCUCCCGAAUUAAAUACUUGAGUGCUGUAGUGCUGAGUUUUGUUCAACUUCCUGAUAGCUUCGUCCUACAAAAUAAUCAAAAUGAAUAUAGCUUAUUUCAUAUCUAUACAAUAUGUAUUUCAUGCCUGGGCAUGUUUUUAGCAGUCUGCAAAUGAUCACCAUUGUAUGCCAGUAUAGAUUAUGCCAAUAUAUUAUGUUCAGAAAGCACUGGCGUAUAUAAUAACUGCUGGCUGUGGUAUUUUUAAGCUUCCUAAUUGACAUGAAUUAUGCCUGGACAAUUAUCUAGCUGUAAAAAAAAUAGUUUAUUAGCAUUUGUUACAGGAUAUCAUAUUAUGUUCUGAAGUUGAAGUUCGGACUGUUACAUGAAGCAGCUGCUCCUCAAGGCACUUCUGCUGAGAUGGGGAAAGCAGUUGAGAUGAAGUUCAUUACUAUUACUUUUUCCAUAUAGAUUCAGACUGCUAAGAAGUUUGCCUUUUUUUAAAGUAAGUCUUUACACCAGAGCAGAGCUGUUGAAACAUAGUUUGGCUGCUGAUCCUUUUGUCUUGGAGCUACCUCUCUGUAACAUGGAAUUUGACUACUUCAUCUCCCCUCAAUAUGUAAACAUUCAGGGUGUUGAUGGCAUCUGUUCUUCUAGGCUUUGAUUGAGACAGAACAUUUAAGACGGGGUUUUCUUGGCCUUCGUACAUAAUAAAUUCACAUGCUACCUAUAUUGCUAUCCGUCUGCCAAAUUGUGGGAGAAAUGGCACUAGCGAUCUCACAGACAGGGGUAACUGAAGCCUUCUGUUGUAUAAGACCUUAAUUCCUGGAAGAAAUUAUUUUAAACCAAGAGUAAGACUUCAAAUUGUGUGGGUCCAUUGGUAAAUUGCUUGAAACAAGAAAACGAAUGUUAACUUGCGCAAUAACCAUGUGGUGUGUUUUGAUAAGAAGCUUAGCCUUGAAAGAUUUGUACUGUAAAACUAGUUUUAGAAACAGGACUUCCAAGCCCCAGGCUUUUAAGGGUUAAUAAAGCAUAUUAAAACUGAUGAAAACUAGAUGAGUUCAAGAUACUUUCUAAAUGAGCUUUAGAUCUUUUUCAUGUAAGUUUCCCCCCAUCCCCCUGCUCCAAGGUAACUUACAUGGAAAUAAAAGGAAACCAAUAAAGAGGACAAGGAAACCUAAAGAAGAUUUUGAACUUCAGGAACUUCCUAGGAAAAGGCUCAGGAUGGAUAAGAAGAAUUACCUAAAGGUAACUACAUUGUUGGCUUGUUUGGUACAUUAUAAUAGCGCCAGAGUUGAUUAUAUCUUUCGGUUUUUCAGAGUUUCUGUAGUGUUCUGCUUCACUGCAAACAAAUGCAUUAACUAUGAGGUGGUUACUCAGAAUGAAUUUAGAACACAAGUUUGGGGUGUAUUUGAAUACAUCCUCUAGGAUGUCAUAUGCAUCAUUGAAUGUGACUCUUUCUGGAACUUUUUGCCAAGUAAGUGGGAGAGGUGUUGUCAGGAAGCCAAGAGGGGGGGAAAUAAUGGACUGUAUUUGGGAAAACAAGUAACUCACAUGGCUCUUUUCCUCAGGAACACUAUAUAGGAAUAUCACUGCUUUAGAGAGCCAUCGCUGCUUUUUUACUGCAGCAUUCCCGGAGCACUAAUCCUCUUUCCAUCUGAGACCUAUUUGCAUAUCUAACUACCCUUCACCACGAGCAAAGGGGCAGAAACGCUGAAUUUUAAUAGGCCUCAAUUCCAGAAUUAAGAUGGACAUAAAUAAGUGAGAAAGAACGAGCAUAGCUAGACCACACACCAUUUCCACGUUUGGUUUAAACUCUCACUUGCUAAUAAUGUUCAACCAAAAUUAGCUCUCCUGGAACUUAAGCUCAUUAGAUCUAGUCCUGCCAUUUGGCAGAAGAGAACGCAUCUUUGCCCUUUUCUGUGUGAUGGCCUUUCACUUUUUAAUAAUGUCUUCUCCAGGCUAAACAUACCCAGAUCUUUUAAGCAUGUCUCAUGUUUUGUUUUCCAUACCUCUGACCAUCUUUGUUGCUCUUCUCUGAAUGCAUCCCAGUUUGUGCAGUGCAGAGCAAUAGGGCAACUUUCUGAAAUAUUUUGCUAUGCAAAAUGUAAUUGUACACUACAGUCAUGUGCACACCAGUGGCCAUCUUUAAUACAUAGAUCAAGGGAUAUAUUUUAUAACAACCUUUUAAAACAAAUUUUGAGGGUAAGACAUGCAUGCUUAAAAUUGCUUUUAGUGUUGUGCAGUUCAGUAUCAAAAAUCAGUAUACAAUAAAGUAGGUUUCUGUGGGCUCCUGUUGAUUGUGGGGCUGGUGUUUUCUCGGUUUGGAUUAGAGUGCAUUGACUUUCUGCUCUUUGAUUCUAUGAGUGCAGCAAUUUCUCAGUUCUUGUUCAUGAUGGAGGUAUUUGCACAUAAACUGAAAAUAUGCAUGAGGUGGGCUUUGUUGUUCUUACUCAAGGUGGCCCAGAAUUUGCAGAACUGUUGGUUAAGUUACACUUUACGUAAGUAAAGCUUAAUCUUAAACAAAUGAGACUCUUACCUGAAUGUGUACUCAGAAUUUCAGCGUUAAUCAUUCAUGGAAUAAUCCUUUAGACUAUAAACGUACAACUUAGUAUAUUUAAGGCUUGAUUCAGACAUCUUUCUAGAGUGCAAAUUUGGGGGGUUUGGGGUUCUGCUUGUUUGGAAUUUGAGGAUUCUGUUCCUGUUUAACAGCGUUCUGAACAACUGGGAGGGGAGAAGAAGGUUUAGGAACUGAUGGAUAGCCCUCAUUUUCUUGAAUAUGGAGCUUUUCAACACCAGCCUGUCCUUUCCAACAAGUGCAACUGUCUUUCUUUUAAAAAAUGCUGUUGGUCACUUUGCUCCAGCAAAGUGUCUAUGAUUUGCCCAAUAAAGCAAUAUAAAAGAUCUUGCAGAUAUUUGUUGCAUAAUGUUGAGAAAACAGCCCACAAAUCUUAAGAGCCUUGUUUGUAAGUAUUUUGGCUUCCAAGAGGUCAGCUGCCUCUGCCUCUUCAGAAUGCUAAAGGGCUCCAUUCCACAAGAAUCCCAGCAGGAAGGAAAGCCUAGAACGAACUGGCUUUUGCCCCCUUGCUUAACCCAUUUUUUAUUUUUAUUUUUUAGCCACCAGUCUUUCCAUGCUCCUCCCCUGUCCAGGGAAUAACUCCAGCCCUAACCCUUUCAGGAGCUGUUGCUGUGAGCUUGCCAUACUUGGGGGUGGCAAGGGAAAGUACAGGUUGAGUGCUUCCUAGCCUUCGCUGACAGAUGGUGCCGCUGCAGGCAGGGAGCCCUCCAGGGCUUUGAAUGGGCUGAAGCAGCCUCUGUAAUCGGCCACAUUAAGAACAUCAUACUGUCCUUGGUAGUGCAGCAUCGUGGAUAACAUUGCGACUUCUUGGUGCUUCUGUCGGUGCGUGUGAGAGAGAAAUUCUUUCCUUUGGUUUCAGUUUUGUGCUGUUCUUUACACUGGAUUAGGGUGUCCAUGUGUCCUCUUUUUCCAGGACACAUUCUCUUUCUCAGGGGUAAAAUUUAUGUCCGGGUGGAUUUUUUUAAAUUUGCCAAAAUGUCUCUGGCUAUACUUUCUGGAUGAGACAUAGACGUAACUGAUGGUUGAAGUUACAGGUAGGUAGCUGUGUUGGUCGAAACAAAAAUGAGACCAACUUAAGUUUGUUAUUGGUAUGAGCUUUCAUGUGCUCAUACCAAUAACAAACUUAGUCUCUAAGGUGCUACUGGAAGCAAUUUUUUUAUGCUGGUUGAAGACUUGCUUUCUUCUUCUCUUCUCCUGCCCCCCUCAGCAAUAUAUCACAGAUUCUAUUCUUCUUUCUUUGGUGAUCGCUCAUAGCCAAGUAAGAUUGUCUUCCAUAAACACGGUUUUAACAAUGAGUCUGUAAGUGACUGUGGAGGCCAACCCUGGAUCCAUACGUCCUUCCACAGUGGGGAACAUAGGUUUCCGGGCGGGAGUUGAUCACAGUGUGGAUUUGCCAAGCGUACCUUCCUCUUAGCAUGUUUCUCCCUUACAUCCUGAGUUUGAGUGUCUUCAAAGCCCAUGACACCUUUGGUAAAGGCCGUUUGUUCUCCAGUUGGAGCGCUCGCAGGCAAAUGUUUCCCAUUUGUGAGUGGUUAUACUACUUUUUUAAAAAAAUGCCUUGAGACAGUCUUUAAACCUCUUUUGUUGACCACCAGCAUUACACUUUCUAUUUUUAAAUUCGGAAUAGAUUAUUUGCUCUGGAAGACGAUAAUCAGGCAUCCACAGAACAUGACCAGUAGGCGUAUUUAAAAUGAGAGUCAUCAUAGCAUCCUCAUUUUUGCCCUUCACAAUCUGGCAACCAUACACUGGAAAUAAGUGAGCACCUUUUUGCGAUGCAGUCUCUGCCACAAUACUCGCUUUGUCCCUUUUCUAUGAAAUCAAAGCAUGUGGUUAUAACAUGGUUUUUUAAAAAAAAAAAACAGUCUUCAUUGAGAAUAGAAUUGGGUGGCCUUAACUUAGUGAACACCAUGUAAUUUCAAGCAUAAAUGGAACAUUUCAUACUUUUAUCAAAUUGACUUAAUCAAAACAGAGUUUAGCACCUUCUAAAAUUCAUUAUAGAAACCCUUGUAUAAGCACCAGUCAGAUUUAUGAUUACAAAAAUACUGAGUUCUGGAUAGACCAUGCCUGCAACAGGUUUGUGUUUAACCUUUAAUAAUACUAAUAAAUGAUUGUUGUGAUUCCAUAUAAAUGAGAUGGAUGUGUGUUUUUUUUUACCUUUGUAGUAUCUUCUGUAGUUUUGUAUUACAAAGACAUUUGCCUGGUAAUGUCCACAUUUAUCCAGAUUAGGUUUUUUAUUUUUUCAUUUCAUUUCAUUUUUAUUUUUAUUUUGUAACAGAGGGAGACAAGCAAUGACAAAACAGCAAAAGCAAACUCAGCUAAAGUCACAGAAACCUCUUCUUCACAAAAGAACCAGUCAGGUAAUGUGGUCAGAACAAGCUUUGAUGUAACAUUUUCAAUUAAAUUCUUAUAAAUUCCAGUUGUUGAAGAUUGCCAACUCCCUAGUUUGAUGAAAAAGUGUGGCUUCUUCUAAUAUUGCGAAGAAUGGGAUUCAUUAGACAUACCUGGUAAAGUAGAGUGCAGUGAACCCCACCCCUCAGUCAUUCUAUGGGCUAGUUUUUAACAUGCCACAGGAUUCUUUGGCUUGGACCUGGUGGCGCACUUGGCAAUGAACAGAGACCAGUUGUGUUUGCACAAAGUGGGAUCUUACUGCCCAUUUGGCCCCUUGCAUCUACAGUGCCACAACACACCAGACAUCGUGUUGGAAGACCCCCUGGCCCUCUGAAACAGCUUAUACGAGACCAGAAACCUCUGUUCUGCUUGCAGUUCUUAGAAUUCAAAUUCAGACCUUUGUCAUUCAAUUAGCAUUGCGUUUUUCCAUGCUGUUUUGGUAGAUUUAGUUCGACAGAGCAGUGAUGAGGAGUGGGAGGUAGAGAGGUAAAGGUUAAGGGACCCCUGACCAUUAGGUCCACUCGUGGCCUACUCUGGGGUUGUGGCACUCAGCUCGCUUUAUUGGCCGAGGGAGCUGGCGUACAGCUUCCGGGUCAUGUGGCCAGCAUGACUAAGCCGCUUCUGGCGAACCAGAGCAGCACACAGAAAUGCCAUUUACCUUCCCGCCAGAGUGGUACCUAUUUAUCUACUUGCACUUUGAUGUGCUUUCAAACUACUAGGUUGGCAGGGGCAGGGACUGAGCAAUGGGAGCUCACCCCGUCGCGGGGAUUCGAACCGCCGACCUUCUGAUCGGCAAGUCCUAGGCUCUGUGGUUUAACCCACAGCGCCACCCACGUCCCUGGGAGGUAGAGAACCAGUCUCUAAAAGCUAUUGGUCUAGAUACACUUCCAUGACAGUGCAAUCCUAGAUAUGUGAGCUCAGAAGUAAGCCCCAUUGUGCUCAUGGAACAUGCUUCGAGGUAAGAAUGUAUAGGUUUGUUGCUUAAAAAAGAAAUCUGGGUGUUAAAGUGUGGCAUGUUUCAUCAUAACUACUCCCACCAUGAGGUUGUUUUUGAAAUUAUUUUAUCCUUGAAAACAAAUUUGCUAGUAUUUUUUAAACCCCAGUUUCUACUUAAUUGACAAAUUGAGGAAAAUCCAAUACAUGCUGCUCCACGUUCCCUAGAAUACAAAUUAAUUAACAAGUGACAAAUGUGCAGACUUGUUUAACUGAAGUGUUUCUUAACUAUUAGUGCCUUUUGAAAGUGCUCUACAGUUCAGUACUGCGGUAGUUUAAAAAGUCCAGUGUAAAAGGUUCCCACACACUUGAGGGGAGGUUAUCUACAGAAUUCAAGAAAAUGCGUUAGAAUUCCAAGUUCACCUUGUAAACAAAUUAUUUUGCCGCAAUGACAGGUCUUUCAGAUGCAUGUAAACCCCUGAAGAAGCGAAAUCGGGCUUCAGCAGCAGAAUCGUCAGAUCUUGCCUAUAGCAAAACUUCAUCUCCUUCAGCUUCCUUAACUGAGAACGAGGUAAAAAUAUGAAUGAAUAGUGGCGUUCAGAUAAAACACCAUAACUUCUUUUUUUAAAAACCAUUCACAAAAUCCACAUAAAACAAGGCGAUGAAAUUUAGAGCGAGGCAUUUCUGUUCUGUGAACACCUCUCCUGCAGUUCACCGCCUCUCUUCUUGCUACACACUGGUAGACUGAGCUGUGCAAGGCAGGGAGAGGAGGAAGGGCUGGUGAAUAUCUGGCUCAGAAAGAAACUUCAUCUCAGAUGGGUCCAACAAAAACAUUCCUCAUACCCAAAUGCUCGGGAAGAGAUGCUCCUAUCACAUGCACAGUGUCUCCUGAAAUAGCACUGGAUAACUCAGUGCCACCCAUGAUUAUCGUGACUUUCUUCCUUGGUCAGCCCCUUCUGUGUAGAACUCUGUAUUGCUUUAAAACUAUUAAAGGUAGAAGAUUGAAUUGAAAAGCACCUGGAAGAGCAUACUUCAAGCUUCCGAGUCAGUAUAUAAUACUUGGAAUGUACAUACAAUUCAAGCUGUACUAGGACUAACGCAAGUUAAAAUGCUGUGUAAAAAUCGCAAAAUCAAAGUUUGGCAACUUCUCUGAACAUUUUAGAAUACGUUUGUAUGUUGGUGUAUUAAGAUAUACUCAAAGCUAACCUGAAGGAGGAAAAAACCCCAACCAACUAAGGAGCUGCUUUACUUCCAAAUGCAUCUUAUUCUGGUAAAUUGUUACAUAAUUUCACAUUAAAUAGUAUCAUAUAUUUAUGCCAUCUUGUGUUUAUAUCAAUGUUUUAUGGAACUAAUUGGAAUAACUAAGGUAUGUAUCACAAUGUAUACAACAGUGUAAGUGUACAUAGAUUGAAUAAUCUCUAUAAAAAGUUAAACACUCUGUUCCAAGAUUAUAGUUUAUUUCAACUACACAGAAAGCUGUGUAAUUAUUGUUGCAGCGAUGUAAAUCACAGAUUGCAUGUAUGGUUGCAAUUUCGCUGUAAAUACAGGCACGGUGUAACCAGCCUGGAUAGCACGGUGCUGAUAACACCAAGGUUGCCGUUUUGAUCUCAUAAGGGAUAGCUGCAUAUUCCUUCAUUGCAGGGGGUUUGACUAGAUUAUCCUCGGGGGCCCUUCCAGCUCUGAUCCUAUGUCUGGAUAAUGAAUAUGGCUCCUGAGAGAAGUAACAGAAGCUUCCCACCUCCUUCCCUGCGCUUCCCAAAACAUUUCUUUGGAUUUGGAUUGUUGCUCUUGAACAAGGUGGGGUAGGGCUCAGGUUGUUGCUGGAUCAGGCGGGAACCUAUUUCUCAGCAGACGUGUAGAAGUGUACUGUUUGGAUCCAAGUCAUUAUUUUUAGAGAAUUCUAUAAACGCACUGAACUAAUAUUCAGUUUGGGCCGUGCAACUUUAAGCCUCUCUUAGCUGGAGUCUGGGCUGGCUCUGGUUGCUUCGUAUCCCCCACUCAGCUCUUGGUGUCCAGGCCCUCCUUUUGGACAGGAAAACAAUCUUCAGUGUCACAGUGCCAGGUAGCAUUUUCAGUGUAGCAAGUCUGAAGGUCUGAAAAAUACUCAUAUAGACUUGGUUGACUGAACUACAUCUGGCAUGGUUUUCGAUUGCACCUUCCCUUCCUCUGACUCCUUUUCCCUUUGGGCAUUUGAAAGAGCCUACACUUCAGGCAUACUGAAGUUUCUGGGGGUACAAAUUAUUCUGGGAGACACAGCAGCUCUCGCAGUGGCCCUAGGAGGAAACACUACAGGUGAAAUGUCUGAAGAUCUGAUCAGUUCCAUGAUCAGUUCAAUUACUCCAGUGCUGGAUAUCUCACCUAUUUGAGAUGAGAAUAACCUAGCCUAGAUGAUGAUCAUGGAUUCCUGGCUUGGUAGCUGGGGAAGUAGUUUUGAGAAGGAAACUGCUCGGUCUCACAGGGAUUCUAUAAUGGCAAUUUCCUGAAGCUGAGGGAGAUUGUGGUGGCAGCUUGUUAGUACUUCUCAAGGCAAAUGGAGGGACGUUGUGUUGCAUCAUGUAGACAGACAGCAAAGAUCAUUGUCACAAUCUCCUAAAUGAAGGCCUUCUGCUCUUCUGGGGUCCUGCAGGCAGUGGCCCCAAAUACUUAAUGAACAAACACCAAUCCAUUGGUUUCUGAAUUCCAGAGAAUAUCCUUAGAGUAGUGACCAAGGUUGGGUAAGUGGUGAUGUGACUUUUUCUUCUCUGUUUAGCAAUCCACUGAUACUUUUUUCAUUAGGAGAAGUAGUAAGAGACAGUCAACCCACUAAGGGCAGAUUGGCCAGUUGAUUUCAUAAACACCUUUCCUCCAUUUCUUUAUAUCUCCUAGGCUAGCAUAAAGUUCUGCGAGCAGCAGAUAGGGAUGUUCCUUACUGCUGCACAGUGCUGAGGAGACCAUGGUUCUCAGAUUCCAACAUCCUCGUGGCUCUGUCAUGCACUAGAAUCAAAAGUAUAAGCAUUUAACCGCUUGGAGGUUGAAAAGAACCUCCCCCUAACCCAUGAUUACUCCAAACACGUCUUUGGUACAUUUCUGGCUUGUUCUGUGACCAAUAGUUCGUGGGAUUGCAAGAAAGGAUUCAUCAGCAGGUUGGGUGGGUCUAGUAAGAUCUCUUAUAGAAGGGGUUUUGGAAGUCCUGGAGUUUCUGCAGGACAGUCUUAACACAUUUUGCAGAUAGGCUUCAGCUUUGGCUGACAUUGUAGGCCCCUUGACAUCUACUCCAGCUUCGCACUCUCAUGUGCACCGGCUUCUGAGAACAGUGUUCCUCAUUCUUCCCACAGCUUGUAUAGUCCUUGUCUAUCAUAGUUCUUUGGGCACUAGCCAAAGCUCUUUCCAAGCUGUUAAAAUUUUACAUUUGUGUAUGUGAAUUUCCGUCCUGCUCUGCCUAUACCAAAGGACAGUAUACUUGCUCAUGGCCUACUUCACUACAAAAGUGUGGCCGUACGCUAAACAUAGUGAGAUUUAUUUUUAUACUUUGCUUUUUAACCAAGGUUGGCUGUCAGGGUAGUUUACCAUCAGAAUCCGCAUAGUACAAUAUAAUUGGGAUUAUGUUAGAGUGCGUGUAGCAGUCUCUUCUGGACACUGGUGAUAAAGUACAUGAUCUAAGUCCUUUUCUAGAUGGAAGGGCACUGUAGGAGCUACAGAACUGAUUUGACGGGGCAAAGCCUUAAUUAACAGAAGUCUCUUUAAAAUGGCCCUUGGCAAAAGAGGUACCCAUGGCAUUUCUGGAUCUUUGGUUAGGAAAUACAUUACCAUUUGAAAUGCAUAAACCCGUCAAUCAGUUUCCUAAUGUGUGAAGAUGUACACACAGGGUUCAGGGGAGCCCUGAGGUGGCACCACUUGUGAGUAAGGAAGCCAGGGUGCCUUCUAGAAUGUGGAAAUCAAUGGACAAACCACAGUAAAGCAUUCUGUCCUGUGGGCAACCCCUGGAUCACAGACCAUAUAAGUCCAACUGCUAGAUUUUAGCGAGCCCUUGGGAUCCCUUCCCCACCCAUCAGCUGUUAAGUGGGGAGCAUAAAGUGUGCAACUGCAGCUCCUUCCUCUGGAAGAUGAUAAAAGCAGAGAGGAAACAUCCCAGCAUAGAGGUAUACUUGCGUUUCUUGAACAUACACAAAAAACACCCUUGCAGUCUGCAAAUUGCAUAUAUGCAAUUAUUGGGAUGCAAACUUCAUUUUAAUGUUUGAGGCUUUGAAUAGCUGCAAGAUAGGGCUCGCUAUUCAACUCUGCAUUUUUUAUUUUUUGCAUUCUUCUGGAAUUUCUGAGUUUGGUUGGUUGGUUUGUUUUCCCUUGUUAUGCAGUCAUGAUAAGAUAAAGUGUGUUUCAGAGCUUUUUCAUAAAGACAACUAUGGAUAAAAUGGAAGAGGAAAGUUGAGUGCAGUUAAAUAUACAUCUGUGUUACCAUGGAACAUUGCUUUGUAUUCAGGUCUGGCACUUGUAUAUAGGAGUGCGGCUCCUGACCGCUUCCCAUCCAAGUAAUGUAUCCCUCCUUCGCCCUGAACUAAUGAGCCAGAGAUACUCAGUGCUAGUCUUUUGAAAGAGAGAAACGUGUAUCUAUGACGCCGUGAACUCUUGGUCUAACAACUUCGAAUUUGCAGGAUCUGCAGUUCCUGCCUCUUCCCUCUGAAGAUGACAGCCUUGAAUCUAGACCGUGUAACUUGGAAGAUGUGUCUUUAUAGAUAAAUUCACAAUCAUGGGUUGGGUAUUACUUUUUGGUAAUUGGUAAUGGAAAUGCCCAAUCUGAAUAUUUGAAAUCCUUGCUAUUUUUAAAUGUACCUGUGCUAGAUGCCCUAUCACCCUUGAGUGGCAAAAUGAGGAUUCUGUUCUUGUGAAUUAAUGUGGAUUUAUGUCCAUUUGGGAAGAAAGGGCUUAUCUCUGCCUACCCUCUCUUGGUUCUGCUCCAUUUCAUGGUCUUAUUCUUUCUGGGCUUUAGAAGGUUGAAUUAUUUCCCAUAGUGCCUGGUCACUAGGUUAUCAUGUGUUCAUUGAAAGCUGUACGACAUCUCUAAAACUACUGAAGAGAAGUUUCUUAUACUGUUAGAACUUUUCUCCAUGAGCUCCAUUUCAUCAGUUAGGUUUGAGGCUAGUGGUUCUCAAAACAUUUUGCAGCAGCAGAACCUUUCACUUUGAACAAAACUUCAAUGGAACCGAUGCAGCAAAUUGAUUUUAAAAUGAUUUUUGCUCCUCGCUGCUUCACCCCUCCCCCACGCGGUAACCUUCAGCAACAAACGGCAAUGGAAAACCAGGAAAGACGACAAUGCUUCCUGCUAUUCAAUUCCUGGAAAGCACAGCAAGGGAAGGAGAGAAGGAGAAGGGAUUCCCAGGACAUUUCUCCUGCCCCAGUAGUGCAUUUAAUCUCUUUGACUGUUGCAAAAAUGGAAAUUGCACAUUGUUUGCAAUUAUCCGCCGUUACAAAUACCUCCUUUGGGGUGAAGGUGAUGGAGAGGGUUGUGGGGGAGCAGCUGCAAGCAUUCUUGGGUGACACAGACUAUUAAUAUCCAUUCCAGUGCGGGUUCAGUGCUGGCCAGAGCAAGAUGGGAGGAGCACGACUUUGCUCCUGGUUCUUGAUCUCUUGCCGGCUUUUGAUACUGUAGUCCGUUGUGUGUUCUUGAAUGAGAAUUGGGUGCAGAGUAGCAGUAGGAGAGUUCCUUUAAGUGCCAUUGAAUAUCUGUCCGAAGCUGUUGGGGAGGAGUCAUUAGGAGUUUGGGGUCAAGGGGCCACCAGUAUGCUGAUGACACUCAGCUCUUGUUUCUCCAUAACAUCUGAAUCGGGAGAGGCCAGGCAGCCCUUGGACUAAUACUUGGAUGCAAUGGUGAAGUGGAUGAGGAAGAACAAGCUGAGCUUUGAAUCCUGAGAAGACAGAGGCACUGUUGGUGAGUGGUUCCCAUGUCUGAGAAAUUAGUCAGUUGCCUGCCCUGGAUGGCUUGCACUCCCCCUGAAGGAGCAGGUUCACGGCCUGGGGGUACGUCCGUAUCCAGCUCUGUUGCUGGUGGCCGAGGUGGCCUCCGUGGCUAGAAUUGCAGUCGGUAUGACAGCUACGAUCAUUCCUGAGCUGGGAAAGCUUGGCCAACGUGGUUCAUUGCAAGCUUUGAACUGUUUCCUUGCAAAACCAAGAUCUGCUCCUUGAAGGGCUGGUCGUUUUGUGCCCGAGUGAUACACUGCUGCUCAGACAGAGAAGACGGAGAGGGGGAGGCCGUUUGUCUCAGCUCCUCCUCCUUCCCUGUUAGUUGCCGUGACUCAGUUUCUCCCUGCGGUGGGGGUUGCCGCACAGCUGAAAAGCAGGUCAGCAGCUCCUCCUUCUGGCUAGCUACCAUGGUGGUACAUAGUGAGUAAGGCUCUUGGAUCAUCCCGCUCUCCCAUUCCUGCUUCCAAACCCUUAGAAAUAAAUCAUAGCAGGCAGGAGACAGUGUUCACCAGCAGCAGGAAUGCUCAAGAAUGCAAUUCAUUUUUAGGGGACAAAGGAAAAGAAAAUAAUUUUCAACACGUUUCUGGGUUAGGCUUCCAAAGACGGAAAGUAUGUCUGCUUGAGAAGCUUACUUGUGUUAGUAUCAGUUCUAGGCUGCCUGCCUCCCCCAGCCCCCCAAAAAGAGUUGCCCUAUUACAAGGGAAUAUUGUGCCAGUCAAGCACUUUUGCAUCUGUUUCCUCAUUCUUGUUAGGUCUGUUAGGUAAUUGUUCACCUAGGCAGAUUUCCUAUCAAUAAAGCAGGAGUUACUUGCUACCUUCCUGUUGUUAAUUUGAUUUCUCACCUGCCCUUCACCAUAAGGUCUUAGGGUUGUAUUGGGCACUGUAUUCAAAAAUGGGUAAUUUGCAGGUGUCGACUGCAUUGGGUGUUGUGAUACACUGUGCUAUUGUUAAGUUUCACAAGCACUGCAAAUAGGCAAUGUGAACCUCUUGAUUCCCAUGACCUUUUUGAGGUUAUCAGACUAAACAGAUAUUUUUCUUUGCCUUGCUCCUGGGUUGCUUUGCUUUAUCAGCAGCAUAUAGUGAUCUUGUGUAUUCUACCAAUUUUUAUGUGAACAGCAAGGCUUGUUAAAUUUUGUCUUGAAAGUGAACGGUGUGGUUUUUUUUGAGAAUUCCUUUCCUGAAUACCUUAAGCAAAGAAAAUAUUUGGCAGUUCAUUUUUUUUAAGGUAUAUUCAGAUAUUCCUAUCCUCUUCAAGCCAACAUAAUUCUUGUCUGUAGCAAAGUAUACCACAUGGAAUUUGACAAGAUAAGCCAUUAAACCCCUUUGGCUUCAACAGUUGUCUUUGUGUUAUAUGGAUAGAUCUUAUCUUAUAUGAGGAUUAGGUUCCUGGGGACAGGGCGUCAAACGUUGUCAAGGGCAAAAGCUGAAUAAUUCCAUUGGCUAAACAGCACCGUUAGUGUCUGAAAAAUGAGAGUUUCGAGUUCUAUGGUUCAAUAUAUCCCGUAGGAGGGAUGCCAUCUUGCAUCCAAAUUGUAAAUGACGUUUUAGUUGUGUUUUGACUGCAAACCUUCAUGGUAAAAUCAGCCAAUUGCUUUUAGAUCAGCUAGAAAAUUAUUUUGUAUGAUAACUUAUUUUAGAAAAGUAGUCUGUACCACAUCAUUUCCUAUAUUAAUAGGAAAUGCCAAAUGAGUGUUACGUGCAUGCACAGUUAUGUGUGUUUCUGCAACAUGCUAAAACUUGUUUGUUAUCUAACACGUACUGUACUUUUCUUUCCUGCACAUACAUCAUCCAGCAAUAAAUAUGAAUAAGAACCAACAAAGCUUCUGUGAGUGUCCCAAGUGUCAUUUUUGUAGCCUUCUUUCUAUAGUAAUAAUUGUAGCCCCUUUCACCAAAUGCCCAGGCAGGCUGAUGUGAUUCUUCAUUCCUCCCCUUAUGUUUCCCUAAAUGCCUCCACUUUGCCUCUGCUCUCCGUUCCUCAGAUUUCAGUUCACUUUGUGAACUUUGUGGUUUCACCUCUGUAGUACUCUUUUUCUAAUGACCAAAUGUGCUGGCCAAAGAAAGACAUUAAAUGCAUCUUGGCAUUUAAUGCAUAAGCAAAAAGCUACUGGAUAGGGUAUUGAUAUUUACCGGGAGUGUGACUGGCCGGUAAGGUUAGGUGAGGAGCCUAGUUUGUUAGUACAGGUUGUUUGGAAUAACUAUCUCUGUUGUUCUGUGGUUUUAAACAUAGGUUUUAUAGGAAGGGUCGUAGCUCAGUAUAGAUCACCUGCUGCUUUGCAUGCUGGGUUCAAUCCCUGGUAUCUCCAGGUAGGUCUGGGAGAUAAUCUUGCUUUGAAACCCUAGAUGGACCCAAUGGUCUGACUCAGUAUAAUGGAGAUUCCUAGGUUCCUAUAGUUACAGAUUAAAAUGUUUUCUGGCUCCUACUUUAGAGAUUAUAAAUUUCUAAAAUCUCUAUAAUAUUACUUUGCCAUUAUGCUCUUUUCACUGUAGGUUGUAUUGCAUAUGAAAUACAGUGGUGCCUCGCAAGACGAAAUUAAUUCGUUCCGCGAGUUUUGUCGUCUUGCGAUUCUUUUCGUCUUGCGAAGCACGGUGUCGGGAAAGUUUUGGAAAAGCUUCAAAAAUCACCAAAGUCUUUAAAAACCUCAAAAAAGGCUACCACACCGCGUUCUAUGAGUUGCUCCUCGAAGUCAAGUCGCAACUGUAUUAACGGUGUUAAGAAAAAGGAAACAAACUUGCAAGACGUUUCCGUCUUGCGAAGCAAGCCCAUAGGGAAAAUCGUCUUGCGAAGCAGCUCAAAAACCAAAAAACCCUUUCGUCUAGCGAGUUUUUCGCCUUGCGAGGCAUUCGUCUUGCGGGGCACCACUGUACUGAAUUACUAACAAUAACGAAAGCUAUUAUAUAUAUCCUAAAUCCAGCUGUCGUAUAUUUAAAAUGGUCUAUGUGGUUGACGCUACAGUUCUGACAUUUGCUUUAGAGCCUGGCUGGUUCCAGAGAUUGAUAAGGCUGUGCAAAUGCAAAGGCCUAGCUUAUAAAAAUUCUCUUGAUGUAUUUCAUUAUAUGACAGGCUUUUUGGAGAUUUAAAUAUGAAAGCUGGGUAUAGGGCCAUUUCUCUGUCCAAAACCACCCAGUGAGGUGAGAUUCAAACUGGAAAUUUCCCAAUUCCUAUAGUUUAAGAUAUUCCAAAUGUGUACCAUAAAUUCCUGGUGCUGUAUUUUAAAUUCAUACUAGACAUUAAUUUUUAUUUACCGUAUUUUUUGCUCUAUAAGACUCAUUUUUUCCCUCCUAAAAAGUAAGGGGAAAUGUGUGUGCGUUUUAUGGAGCGAAUGCAAGCUGCACAGCUAUCCCAGAAGCCAGAACAGCAAGAGGGAUUGCUGCUUUCACUGCGCAGCGAUCCCUCUUGCUGUUCUGGCUUCUGAGAUUCAGAAUAUUUUUUUUCUUGUUUUCCUCCUCCAAAAAUUAGGUUUAUCUUGUGGUCUGGUGCGUCUUAUAGAGCGAAAAAUCAUGGUAGUUCUGACAUUUUUUGUUGUUUCUUUUACCCUAGCAGACGUGGACAUGGGUAUAGCUUGGGUGCAGGCUUCGGUUCAUGCGUAUGCAUUUGCACAGCACUUUGUAUCCUCUUAGUGCUUGUCCAGUUGGCAGCAAACUCUUAAUGUGGAUGAAGUUGUGUAUCUUCAUUUCAGGAACCAGUAGUAUGACUAGCUGUGUGCAACUAGAGCUGGGUGCUUUGUCUGUCCAGGCGUGUUUAAAAGGUUUCAAAAAUUUAACGGUGCUUGUUUGUCAUGUUCACUGUUCUCCUACAUUAGCCCAAAUCUUAUAUGAUGUUUGCAGUACAUACAAUAGACUUUCGGAGAUGACACUUGAAAGUAAAUAGAGGAUUGUUUACACAAUAAACAGUUUAUUUAAACCAUAGAUGUGCUGCCCUUUGCUUCGUGCCAGAAAUCCAAGAUGGCUAACUAUAAGGCUUAGCAUUGCAAUAUAGCAUAAUUUAAAUACUGUGGAAUUAAAUAUUAUUAUUUUUUAAAUCCAGAUUGCAUCAGUGUGACAAUAAAAUGAUAUAAAAAUCACGCCUAGCCCUAACAACAAAAGCCUUCUUAAAAUGAAAGCUCUUACUUACUUUUAAGGAAGGGAGUUGAGAUUACAUCAAACCUCCCUGAGGCGUAAGAAGUCUGAAUAUUAUCACCAAAAAAGAUGUCUAAUUUCAGAGAGUAGGGGGAGCAAGGCUUUGAUGAUGACUUAAGCAUCUGAACAGGUACAUACUGGGGACAAGUGGUCUCUUUCAGUUAUCUGGCUCCAGACCAUUUUCAGAUUUUAUAGGUUAAUGCUAGCACUGUGAAUUGGGUCAUAAAAACAACUGGAAGCCCAUGAAGUGCACGUUCUUAUUUUUAUUCUAUGUACACCACUAUUACUAUAUCUGUUUAUCAUCUCUCUCUCCAGCUUUUGUAUGCUGUGCAACUUACAAUAGAAAUAAUGUAAAUAUAAAACAUAAAGCAUAAAAUCAAAGCGAAACAAAUACAGAAAAAACAUUUGCACACAGCACCCUCAAGAUUAUUAUUAUUUAACUAAAAACUGAGAGGCCUGGAGCACACAUUUUUUUUGGAAGGCAUGAGUAAACAGAUAGAUCUUCAGCUGGGGCCAGAAUGGCCACACAGACUGUGCCAGGCUAGCUUCCCUGAAAAGGCUGUGUACUAUUAACUGGUAUUAAAAAAAGGUAAAGGACCCCUGACAGUUAAGUCCAGUCGCGAACGACUCUGGGGUUGCGGCGCUCAUCUCUCUUUACUGGCCGAGGGAGCCGGCGUUUGUCCACAGACAGUUUUUCUGGGUCAUGUGGCCAGCAUGACUAAGCUGCUUCUGGCGAAAGCAGAGCAGCGCACGGAAACGCUGUUUACCUUCCCGCCGGAGCAGUACCUAUUUAUCUACUUGCACUUUGAUAUGCUUUCAAACUGCUAGGUGGUCAGGAGCUGGGACCAGCAACGGGAGCUCACCCCGUCGUGGGGAUUCAAACAGCCAACCUUCCGAUUGGCAAGCCCUAGGCUCAGUGGUUUAGACCACAGCGCCACCCGUGUCCCUAGUUCCAUCCGCUACAUACCGUUUACAUGGUAGUGUUGUGUAAAUAAUGCCUUCCCUUAAUACAUUUCUUUGUACACUUCGUGCAAAGGUGGAAAAGUGGUUUAGACCACAGUGUAUAGCCAUUACCAAAACCAACCUCUUCCUGCUGCUAACCUGCCUUAAGUCAUUUGGGGCGAGGAAGAUGCGCCCCAAGCAGGGUCUCCAAAGAGGACCUUAAGUUUUGUGUAGCUAAAUAUGGGAGAAGGUGGUCUUUCAGGUAACCUCAUCCCAAACCACUUAGGGAUUUAAAGAUGAAAGCCAAUAUUUCAUUUUGGGCCCAGAAAUGGACUGGAAGCCAUCACAGCUGACAAAGCACAGUUUCUAGAGACUUACUUUUAUAGGCAGCCUUACAUACAAUACAUUGCUAUGGUAAGUAGUAGGUUACUAGAUUGUGGGGAAUUGUGGUCAAGCCAACUCGAUCCAGACAAGGUUACAGUUGGUGCAUCAGUUGAAGCUGCUAAAAGAUACUUCAAGCUGCAGAUGUUACUUAAGCUUCCAACAACAGUGCUUUACUAAGCACCCCUAGAUGGCACCUCCAUCUAGAAAAGACUGGACAUCAUUCACUUGGAUGGUUGGAUGAAUGAGCCACCAACCAACAAGACAUUGUUUUUAUCUCGAUUGGAACUUGGUUUAUUCACCCUUAUCUAGCCAGUUCAUCCAACCCAUGCCCAAGCUCUGCUUCAGGACAACCACAGCAUUUCCAGCAUCUGAUGAAAGAGAGAGAUUAAAGUUGAGUGUCAUUUGCAUACUGGUGACACCUCAGAACAGAUCUCCAGAUGACCUCGUAUUUCAUGGAGAUGCUAAACAGCAUGGGUAAAAGAACAGAACCCUGCUGAACAUCAAAGCACUACUGCCAGGGGAUCCAGCAAUAACUCCCCAGCACUGUCUUCUGGAAAUGGCUAUCCCAAAAGGAGCAGAACCAUCAAGCAGUGCCUCCUGUCUCCCAGACAUAAUGUAGAAAGCUAUAUACAGAAGGCUGAUUGUAUCCAAAGCCACUGAGAGGUCCAGGAGAAUUAAUAAGGAAGCAGCCCUCUUGUCUUUUUCUCAACAAAGGUCAUGCCAAACAUAGUUUCUGCCCCAAAACUAGCCCUGAAACCCAACUAAAAAUCCCAAAAUGAGAUUAGUGUAAUCCAAACCUUUUUAUUACUGAUGUACUGAUCUUUUGAUCACCUUGGCCAGGAAGGGAAUGUUCACCACUGACUUACAGGCUAGGUUUCUUCAGGGGUAAUAUAAUAAUGGCUUAUUUUAAAGAAGCUGAGACUGCUGCCUCCAUCAGACAUUUGCAGCCCUUGUGGACCGACUCCCUGCUAGACAAAAUAAGUAAUGGAUGGCAAGAGUCAAGAAUACAAGUGGUUGACCAGACUCGCCCAGGCGCCUUGGCCACAUCCUCAAGCUCCAAUAACUCAAAAGUCAUUCCACAAAACCAGAUCAGACACUUCCACGAUUGACGCUGCUUUAAUUGUGGAGCCCAAGUCUUGACUGAUACAGGCGACUAUCCUCGGAGCAUCUUGCAAACGCAGCACAGCUUUCUACUGUUGGUUCUGCAAUCUCUUCCCUGGGCCGUAUUUCAAAAGGUCCUACACCACAUUGGAAAGCUCCUCUGGACAACAUUGAAAGGGUGCAAUGGGGGGGGGAGAAUGGUUUCUACACUCCCAUCACUAACUCAGAGUGGACUGAUAAUAGUCUCUCACUUCAGCCAGACUGUCGUGAGCCUUUUCCCACUUGUGACCCCGCUGUAUUCCUGCUUGCUUCAUUGCCCUCAGUUCCGGUGUGUACCAAGAUGUUGCGUGGAUUCUGCUCAGCAAAAGAGGGCACUCGGGAGCAAUCAAUGGCAACCACCCAAGUAAUCCCUGAGGACCACUAGGGUUUCAGCAGCUAUUCCAACCAUAAAUGCCAAAAAAUAUUCCAGAGCCCUUAGGAAUUUAUCAGUCUUUGGGAGGUGGGCCCCAUUUCACAAGGCUCCCCCAACUCUGCAGAGGGAUAAAACCACGAAAAGCCUAAAAUACAUUCCAUUAUAUGUGGAAACUUGCUGGAAAAGUGGUAUAUAAAUUGUGUAAAUAAAGUUAACUUGUUUAUUUUAUUUUAUUUUAUUUUAUUUUGUAAUUUAUAUUCUAGACCUUUAUAUCUCCAGGCAGUGCAAUUUAAAAUAAUGAUGACAAAGCAUAUAAACUAAUAUAGGAAACUGGAACAAUGUAAGCAUUUUGGUGGGACAAAAUUUUGGAGCUGGCUUGGAGGAAUUAAAACCCUCAACCUUCUUGGCUGAGACUAGCUAUUAACCCAGUUAUUGAUAUUGUUGUCUGCUUGUGUUUAUGUAUGUUAAUUUAAGCAUUUAUAUCCUACCCUCUUGAUGGAAAAGACCAUUUAGGACAGCUUAUAACAUUUAAAAUUGCAUUUUCAUAAAAACAGUAAGGAAGAGAGGAACAGCAGUUAAAACCAAACACAAAUACAUUAUCUGCCACGUACAAUGAACUGGAGAAAGUACUUUUUAGUGUGUUAGCUAAUAUGCAGCAGAUUUAGCAAAUAAUUUUGGUAGUUCACAAUAAUAUUGUGCAAAAGAAUUCCUAGAAUUUUUAGGGUUAUGUAGAUUUUGUACUUGUCAAAUAACCACGAAGAAAAUCUGAAUUCUGCAAAGUUUGUAAGUAUGCAUGUUAAGGAUAUCACUCUCAGUGAAGGAGAGCGUCCUAUAUUGAGGCAAUGCACAUUCAAUUUUCCUUCUGGGGAAAGAGUGCCACUUUAGUUACUGUGCUGUCCUCACUCUGAGAGAAAGCUCUUCGUAAGCUCUGAAAGCUGUAUUCUGAACUCUCUAUCAGUUUCUACACUUGCAUGUUGGAAUCACAUUGUAUAUGCAGCCAGGUUGUAAGUUUUAAACACAUUUAGCUAAAUUUCAUGAUCUCAAAUUCAACUGUCUGGAUUUAUGUCUUAGCAUUUAUUUCUCCCGAGCACCAUCAACUGACUCUUAACGCUUCUUUGGCUUCCCCUCUCAAUUCCCAUUUCCUCGUUACCUUGGCUCAGAACCAGAUCCUAUCGUGGUCCACUGAUAGUUCACUGGAUAUUGUUCUGUGCUGUUGGCAGAGACUCUGAAGCACUGCUAAAUCUACAAGGGGAUUUAUUGCAGAACCACAGAGCUGUCAUCUUCAGCAGACAGGACCCUCUUGGAACUUUUCUCUCUUCCAGUUUCUAAUAACAAUAAUGAUGAAUUGAAUCCAAGAAUUGGUUUUUCCUGCUCCAUUCUAAGUACCGUAUUUUUUGCUCUAUAAGACUCACUUUUUCCCUCCUAAAAAGUAAGGGGAAAUAUGUGUGCGUCUUAUGGAGCAAAUGCAGGCUGCACAGCUAUCCCAGAAGCCAGAACAGCAAGAGGGAUUGCUGCUUUCACUGCGCAGCGAUCCCUCUUGCUGUUCUGGCUUCUGAGAUUCAGAAUAUUUUUUUUCUUGUUUUCCUCCAAAAACUAGGUGCGUCUUGUGGUCUGGUGCGUCUUAUCAAGCGAAAAAUACGGUACUCUUAGACAGCCUAUCCACUAGGAAGCACCCAUGUCAGAAUAGGAAACAUUUCACUCACUGAGUAAUUGACAGAUGUUCCACUGAAAUGUCAUAAAUGCUUUUUCUUUUUAGGACAAUUUUCCUUUUGCUUAUAGUAGAGCCUAGUCGAUAACAGUGGGCCACGCACACUCAUACUUGCAGGGGUCUUCUGUCACACAAAAAGGAGUUUGUUAAAUGAGAAUGCAAGAAAGUUUGGGCAGGAUUCACCUAACACACCCCAUCAGAGGAAGCCCUGUGCCGGGACUUGCACUUGCAAAAUGGGGCUUUCCCCUCUCUCAUGCCCCCUGACUGGCUCUGGGGAGGUUGGGAGAAGCCUUAGAACAGUGUGGGGGGCAGGGAGGGGAGUUGUUGUAUCUGGCAAGCUGCAGUGCUUGCACAAACAGUAUUUGGAAGAAUGUGACAUUGAAUCCCACCUUUUAUUAAUUCUCCUUUAGAUUUCAGACAGUCAAGGAGACGAGAGAUCAGAGUCUCCUUAUGAAAGUGCAGACGAAGGUCUUGCAGAAGCCUCUCUGUCGUACAAAAAGUCUGAUCGUGGAGGAGCAACAAGGAAAGAAUACGUUUGCCAGGUAAGGGAGACAUCUUGUUUGGGUAGGCGACAGGUUGCAGUUUUAUGUACAGUCGUACCUUGGAAGUCAAACAGCUUAGUUCCUGAAUGUUUUUCCUCCUGAACGUCGCAAACCCAGAAAUGACUGUUCCAGUUUGCAAACUAUUUUUGGAAGCCAAACGUCCGACGCGGCUUCCGUGGCUUCCUGCAGCCAAUCAGAAGCCGUACUUUGGUUUCUGUUUCACUUCUGAGGUACGACUGUACUCUGAAGUGAUCUCUUAUGCACUGCACUGUAGGCAUAAAUAGAAUUGGGCAAGAUUUUAAUUGCUCUCACCAAAGGAUCAAAAAGGUUGUUAAUGAGUGGAGAGAGGAGGGUUUUCCUGUUCCUUUGCUCAUACAUACAGGAAUGAAAUUGUGGAAUAGAAAUGUGGUUUUAAAUAUGUCAUAAAACUGAGAAGGACAGAAACAGUUCAUCAGUAUCCUGUACCCUUUUUCAACUCUUAACUUUUUUUCUUCUCAUAGCUCUGUGAAAAGCCUGGAGACUUGCUGCUCUGUGAAGGACGGUGUUUUGGUGCUUUUCAUGCAAGAUGCACCGGGUUCUCUGGAAAGGCCUCGGAACACUUUAUUUGCAGCGAAUGCUCUUCAGGCAAGUCUUCGCUCAUGCAUGCCAGCAAUAUUUGCAUAUUUCGUUUGAAGAAAUUAUUAUCUUUUAAUGCCAUGCUUACCUGAAGGAUAAGAUUUCCGUUAUCAAGUUCACUCUAAGUUGUUUUUUCCCCCUCCUGCAGAAAACCUUUCUUAUUUGGGAUUGGUAAGGCUUUCCUCUGGUUUUCUUUGUUAGUGAUCUGAAGGAGCUUUGCCUUCUCUUGCAAGUUUAGGACUUGGUUGAAUUGCAUGGGUAAUCAGGAACAAGUUGCUCAGUAAACAUUCCUUGCGGUGUUACUUUUUUCUGCUUGUGGUGCUUCUGUGAUGGAUUGUGUGACCCUGUCCCUUGGUUCUCAAACUAAAUCCAUUCCAGAAGUCCAUUUCAGAAGUCCGUUCCAAAACCAAAGCAUUCCAAAAACAAGGCGCAUUUUCCCAUAGAAAUGAAUGCAAAAUGAAUUCAUCCGUUCCAGACUUUUAAAAGCAACCCCUAAAACAGCAAUUUAACAUGAAUUUUACUAUAUAACAAGACCAUUGAUCUUUAAAAUGAAAGCAGUAAACAAUGUACUGCGGUCACACAAUCAAUCAAUCAAUCAAUCUGUAGUUGAACUGGGUUCCACACAGUCACACACACACAAAAAGAGCUGCAAAAAUAAAUAGCAAAAAUGGGCAGACCUCAGUGUAACACUCAAAACAGAAGCGUAACACUCAAAAUGGAGCACGUUUGGCUUCUGAAAAACCAGAACACUUCUGGGUUUGCAGAGUUUGGGUUCCAAGUUGUUCAAGUUGAAUCCUGACAAGACAGAAGUACUGUUUUUGGGGGACAGGGGGUGGGCUGGUGUGGAGGACUCCCUGGUCCUGAAUAGGGUAACUGUGCCCCUGAAGGACCAGGUGCGCAGCCUGGGAGUCAUUUUGGACUCACAGCUGUCCAUGGAGGCGCAGGUCAAUUCUGUAUCCAGGGCAGCUGUCUACCAACUCCACCUGGUACGCAGGCUGAGACCCUACCUGCCCGCGGACUGUCUUGCCAGAGUGGUGCAUGCUCUAGUUAUCUCCCGCUUGGACUACUGCAAUGCGCUCUACGUGGGGCUACCUUUGUAGGUGACUCGGAAACUACAACUAAUCCAGAAUGCGGCAGCUAGACUGGUGACUGGGGGCAGCCGCCGAGACCACAUAACACCGGUCUUGAAAGACCUACAUUGGCUCCCAGUACGUUUCCGAGCACAAUUCAAAGUGCUGGUGUUGACCUUUAAAGCCCUAAACGGCCUCGGCCCAGUAUACCUGGAGGAGCGUCUCCACCCCCACUGUUCUGCCUGGACGCUGAGGUCCAGCGCCGAGGGCCUUCUGGCGGUUCCCUCAUUGCAAGAAGCAAAGCUACAGGGAACCAGGCAGAGGGCCUUCUCGGUAGUGGCGCCCACCCUGUGGAACGCCCUCCCAUCAGAUGUCAAAGCGAUAAACAACUACCUGACAUUCAGAAGACAUCUUAAGGCAGCCCUGUUCAGGGAAGUUUUUAAUGUGUGAUAUUUUAGUGUAUUUUUGGUUUCUAUGUAAGCCGCCCAGAGUGGCUGGGGAAACCCAGCCAGAUGGGCGGGGUACAAAUAAUAAAUUAUCAUUAUUAUCAUCAUCAUUAUUAUUAUUAUUAUUAUUAUUAUUAUUAUUAAAGUAACAAGGCAUUUGAGAACCAAGGUACCACUGUAUACAGAAGCAGUAUGUCUCUCUCUGUUGUUGCUGCGAAUCACAAGUGGAAAGUGCAUUGUUGCAGUCAUCUCCUGCUUGCGGGCUUCCCUUUGGCAUCUGGUUGGCCACUGUGAGAACAGGACAUUGGGCUAGACCAGCUUUUCAUGUCAAUCCAGCAGCAGGCCUCUUUUUACAUUUUUAGAAUAUCGCAUCUCUCUCAUUCUUUUCAGGUGUUGUGUUCCUUUCUUUAUUACGAUGCUAAACACAUUUUCAGUUUGGGAUACAAAACCUGCCUAAACCCCUGAGACAUUUUAGAUGUUCUAGAAUCUGAAUGUACUUUUGGAAAGCUAUAAUUUAAGGUAGAUGUUUGCCCUGAUCAGGGUUACGGCCCACCCAGUCUUCUCUCAUAAUGGCUUUCAUAGGGAUUGGAUACAUUUGCCUUUUGGGGGGGUGUGUCAGAAAGUGCAUGUACUUCAUGUUAUAUAUAAUAUUGGGAAUGUUUUUAUCUGUAAGAAAUUGAGCCCUGCUUGCACAUCAUGGCAGAGCAAUGAAAUGUAAGAAAACCUAAGAUACCAGGUAACUUACUGAUGUAUAAAUAGUGCAUCUGCUGAAAAAAUGGCUGAUAAAAGGUGGAAACUCUGGCUUCGCUGAUAGAGGCAUUUAGGAUCUUGGUCUUAAAUAUUCAUAGGAGAUGCAUUAGUGAAGAAGUACAUGUGAAGACUAAUCAGUCACAAUGUUGAUUAAGUGUGGUGGCGGCUUUUUAAUUUAGAAACUUCAGUUUCUGAUGUUUCAAUUAAUUACCAGUAGAAGUAAGGUGGUUUUGUAUUAGUCUUUAGAGUUUAAAAAUAUUCAACUUGUCUUUAAUUCUUUUUAUUAGGUGUUCACACAUGUUUUGUGUGUAAAGAGAAAAAGUCAGUAGUGAAACGCUGUAUUGUAUCCCACUGUGGAAAAUUCUACCACGAAGCUUGUGUGAAAAAGUUUCGCCUCACGGUGUUUGAGAACAGGGGUUUCCGAUGCCCUCUCCACAGUUGUGCGAACUGUCACGUUGCUAACCCUUCAAAUCCCAAAGUAUCCAAAGGUAUUUAUUUUCUGUUUCUUCCCCCACCUUACAUAUUUAGAGUACUGGCGCAGAGGUGAUUCACACACCAUGUUAUCCACAGCCUAGAUGCUACUGCCAUUUGUCAUGUGAACCCUCACCGAAAAGCAUGAAGAGCUUCCAUGCCAGCAGCAGAAGCUCUCAGAAAUAACUAGUACUAGGAUAAAAUUCCAUAUACAGUGGAACCUCAACACCCUAGUGGUCCCGGGCCUUAAGGAAGUUAGAUUAGCUUCAACCAGAGUCAGGGCCUUUUCAGCUCUGGCUCCGGCCUGGUGGAACGCUCUGUCUCAUGAGAUCAGGGCCCUGCGGGAUCUGAUUUCUUUCCACAGGGCCUGUAAGACAGGGUUGUUCUGCCUGGCCUUUGGCUUGGAGCCAAUUUGAUUCCCUCCCCCUCUUUCUUUUUUCUUUUUCCUUUCUCUUCCUGUGAUGAGGCUGCAUUUUAAUAUUUUAAUGUUUCAAUAUUUUAAUGUAUUUUAAUCUUGUUUUUAAGUUGUAUUCAUUCAACUUGUUUUUAUUAUUGCUUGUUAGCCGCCCUGAGCCCUUGGCUGGGGAGGGCGGGGUAUAAAUAAAAAUUGUUGUUGUUGUUGUUGUUGUUGUUGUUAUUAUUAUUACUUACGGACAUAAUCAGUUCUGGAGGUUCGUCCGUAAGUCGAUCCGGGUCGCUGGUAGAAGCGCCGUUGUGCGCAGACGCAUUCGGUGGCAGCUGCUUCUGCACGUGCGCAAAUGGCAGAAGUAUUUACUUCCAGGUUUGCUGUGGUCGCAACUUGGAUUGGGCCCAAGUAGAGGCGGUCAUAAGUAGAGGUUCUGCUGUAUUGGGAAUUUCCACAUGGCCAUUAAGAAUGAAGCCAGGAUGUGGAGAAGUCCUGUUUUGUCGAAUGAAUUUCAUCGGAAUGAGUUCUUCGCUAUAAAACAGAAGCUGAGUGCCCAAUCUUCCCCUACACACAGAGGGGAACCCAGAGGCGUCUCAUGCUCGUCGCUGCUCAUUGUACUAGCACCCCAUGGUUUGGGAGGGUUGUCAGAACUGAACCAUUAUAUUUGUAGUCGUUUAGUCGUGUCCGACUCUUCAUGACCCCCUGGACCAGAGCAUGCCAGGCACUCCUGUCUUCCACUGCCUCCCGCAGUUUGGUCAAACUCAUGCUGGUAGCUUCAAGAACACUGUCCAACCAUCUCGUCCUCUGUCAUCCCCUUCUCCUUGUGCCCUCCAUCUUUCCCAACAUCAGGGUCUUUUCCAGGGAGUCUUCUCUUCUCAUGAGGUGGCCAAAGUAUUGGAGCCUCAGCUUCAGGACCUGUCCUUCCAGUGAGCACUCAGGGCUGAUUUCCUUCAGAAUGGAUCGGUUUGAUCUUCUUGCAGUCCAUGGGACUCUCAAGAGUCUCCUCCAGCACCAUAAUUCAAAAGCAGCCAUUCUUCGGCGAUCAGCCUUCUUUAUGGUCCAGCUCUCACUUCCCAUUGAUUCCCCAAUGUUUUCAGUCAAUCUUCUUAAAGGGGUGAUGCACAUGUUUAUUUUAUUUUAUUCAUUUUAUUUCAUUUUAUUUUUGUUUCUGCCAGGCAAAAUGGUGCGUUGCAUCCGCUGCCCUGUGGCUUAUCAUGCUGGAGACGGUUGCGUUGCCGCAGGGUGCUCAGUGAUCACUUCCAGCAGCAUAGUUUGCACCAACCACUUCAUUGCCACUAAAGGGAAGAGCCAUCACGCGCAUGUCAAUGUAAGCUGGUGCUUUGUAUGCUCGAAAGGUAAAUAAAUGGAGUGUCUUUAUUUUUUUUCUUAUAAAAGUAACGGGCGUUUAAAUUUCACAGUUUUGAAAAGAUGAUUAUAUUGAAGCUAUUACUGCAGUAAGUUUUCUUUCCUUAAAGUUCGCUUAUUCUAUUUAAAGAACUUGCUUUGCCAUUCCAAAACGUGUGUGUUGUGAGGGUGCGUGCGGGGAGACCGCACCCCCAUCGUUCAGCCCAGUGGCACUGAAAUCCAGCGCCGAGGGCCUUCUGGCGGUUCCCUCAUUGUGAGAAGUGAGGUUACAGGGAACCAGCCAGAGGGCCUUCUCGGUAGUGGCGCCCACCCUGUGGAACGCCCUCCCAGCUGAUGCCAAGGCAAUAAACAACUAUUUUACUUUUAAAAGACAUCUGAAGGCAGCCCUGUUUUGGGAAGUUUUUAAUAUUUAACGUUGUAUUGUUUCUAAUAUUCAAUUGGGAGCCUCCCAGAGUGGCUGGGGAAACUCAGCCAGAUGGGCGGGGUAUAAAUAAUAAAUUAUUAUUAUUAAACCCAGGAAUUUGCAUGUUCCUGCAUUGCAGGGGGUUGGUCGCCCUAGGUCAGGCAUCCUGGUAGAUGGCGGGACCCUUUAUCGAUCGUGGGAUUAAAUAAAGUUUACCAAAAGUUAACAAAUAAAAGCUGAAGAACUCUGGGCAAUCCUACCCCCAAAGAAGCUCAACAACUCUGGGUUCAACAACUCUGGGAAAUCCACCCACCCCACAGACGCUCCUCCUCCCUCCAGUGACAAUGUGUAGAUCACUGCCAGUUUUUUUAUUCUGACAGUAGAUCGCAGUCUCUUGGGAGUUGGACGUGCCUGCACAAGGUGAAACCUGGGGUCUCUUCCAACUCUACAAUUCUAUGUCUAAAUGUAUCGGUGUGUGGAGCACUUGCAGUAAGGCAUGCAGACACAUGUCCUUUUAUUACAGUUUUAUUGAGGUUAGAGAGGGCAUAAUAUAUCCUCUUAGAAUAUGGUUUUGUCCUCAGUCUUUGCCAUAGAUUCUAUAGAGUCCCUCCUCAGUACUGGACAGUUAAGAAAACACCUGCCCGUUGUCAUGUGCCUGGUUUUAUGCCUGUAUGGGUGACUGUCUUAGAACCGCAUCUAAGCUACAUUGAGAUAUAAGUCUCUCUCAGGUGUCUUAUAAUCGUUAGUUUUAGCUCAUCAUUUUUACGUAAUUUCUUUCACCGAGGUUGUGAAUUUGUACAAAAACCCUUCGCGUUCUGUCAUUGGUUGGUUGACCAUAGUAAACGCAUGGUUAAAAAUGCAAGCAACAAGGUUUGAGGAUUGUAAUUAUUAUUAUUAUUAUUAUUAAUAACAAUACCCCACCCAUCUGGCUGAGUUUCCCCAGCCACUCUGGGUGGCUCCCAACAGAGUAAUAAUAAUAAUAAUACAGCGAUCAAACGUUAAAAACAUGUAUUGGUGACAAAUACACAAAGGUUUGUGGAACCUGCCUCUUUCCACAGACAAAAAUGCAUUCGUAAGAAAUAAAACCAUUGCUGUGACUAGCCAGUUUUAUUGGUAGCUCUUGCCUGCCUGCCACUGCCAUGUGGCCCUUAGAAGGUUCCCCAUGAAGAGAUGUGCCCCCCCAGGCUAGAAAAGGUGCUCCACCACCCCCACCCCCGAAUUAGAAGUGCAACCUGUUCCAAACAAAGUUGCAUUACCCCUGAAGGAUCACGUUCACCGUUCGGAGGCAUCUGGGAGGCCAGGCGUUCAGGCAGAUCACUGCGUGUUGUCCCAAGCUCCCUUUCUCCUCCCGUUAGGUGACUUGUGCUGCCGACCAUUCAGCAAGUACAUUGCUAUUUAAAUGUGGAUUUCUUUUCUUGCAGGGGGAAGCCUUUUAUGUUGUGAAUCUUGCCCUGCAGCAUUUCACCCAGAUUGUUUAAACAUUGAAAUGCCGGAUGGAAGCUGGUACUGCAACGACUGCAAAGCAGGAAAGAAAAUCCAUUUUCAGGAUAUUAUUUGGGUCAAACUGGGAAACUACAGGUUUGGACUUCUAAAAAUAGAAUGACUAUUUGAAGUGGCCUUUAUUUUUAUUAAUGCAUGCUUGUAUCCCAACCUUUCCUUGAGCAGGGGGAAUUCCUGUACAAGCCCAUUCAUGACGGGGCUGAGAUUCAGCAACCUUUUAUUGGUUUUCUUCAGAGAGAACAAGGUUCUCAAAUUCUCCCUUCUUCUUUUGGGCUAGGUGGUGGCCUGCAGAAGUCUGCCAUCCAAAAAACGUCCCUCCAAAUAUCCAGAAAAUGAAGCAUGAGAUUGGAGAGUUUCCUGUGUUUUUUUUUGGCUCUAAAGACUAUUACUGGACGCAUCAGGCUCGCGUGUUUCCCUAUAUGGAAGGAGACAGGGGAAGUCGGUACCAGGGAAUUAAAGGAAUUGGAAAAGUCUUCAAAAAUGGUAUGGCUAUUUAAUCAUUUAGCUAAAAACAGAGUACAGUCCUACCUUGGUUCUCGAACGAAAUUCGUUCCGGAAGCCCGUCCAGGUUCCAAAACGUUUGAAAACCGAGGCGCGGCUUCUCAUUGGUUGCAAGAGCUUCUUGCACUCAGAGGAAGCCGUGUCACAUGUUUGGGUUCCGAAAAACGUUCAAAAACGGAAGCAUUUACUUCUGGCUUUUCGGCGUUCGAGAACCGAAACAUACGACAACAGAGGUGUUCGGGAACCGAGGUUCUACUGCACCAUAGGUUCUAGCUACCUGGGUGCCGAAGCACCCACAAAAUUCCCCAUGAAGGGGCCAGGUACCCACAAAUUUCUGUGCCAGGGUCAUGCACCAUGAUUGCAGAGCCAAGAUGGCACUCCUGCAGAGUACUGUAAUACAAUGUGAUAGUUGUUGUUGUUGUUUAGUCGUUUAGUUGUGUCUGACUCUUUGUGACCCCAUGGACCAGAGCACGCCAGGCCCUCCUGUCUUCCACUGCCUCCCGCGGUUUAGUCAAACUCAUGCUGGUAGCUUCGAGAACACUAUCCAACCUUCUCGUCCUCUGUCGUCCCCUUCUCCUUGUGCCCUCCAUCUUUCCCAGCAUCAGGGUCUUUUCCAGGGAGUCUUCUCUUCUCAUGAGGUGGCCAAAGUAUUGGAGCCUCAGCUUCACGAUCUGUCCUUCCAGUGAGCACUUAGGGCUGAUUUCCUUCAGAAUGGAUAGGUUUGAUCAUCUUGCUGUCCAUGGGACUCUCAAGAGUCUCCUCCAGCACCAUAAUUCAAAAGCAUCAAUUCUUUGGCGAUCAGCCUUCUUUAUGGUCCAGCUCUCACUUCCAUAUAUCACUACUGGGAAAACCAUAGCUUUAAUUGUACGGGCCUUUGUUGGCAAGGUGAUGUCUCUGCUUUUUAAGAUGCCGUCUAGUGAUAGUACCAUUUUUAAAAUAAAACACCAUUGCACUUCAGCCACAAACCACAAUGCUAUAAAUGGACUGAGGCUGCAUUGGUCAGCUUUCAACUCUCUUUGCUUCUGCUUGCAGUGCAUUUGAAGAAGCUUGUUAACUUGCUUUUCACCCAAGGAAAUGGGUAUAUUUAUUUUAGAAAUGGUAUUAACAGAGGUUAUUAAAAAAAAACAAAAACGUAACUGCAACUGUGGCCUUCAGCAGAUCCAGCAGCGAAGAAACAAGAAUGAGCAGAGAUGAUCGGAAGAUGCUUUGAAACACUAUAUUCCCCAGAAACCACUGGGUCAAAUCUUCUUUAGUGUCACACAGUGGCUAGGUGACCUUAGUCCAGCCACUCUAUUUUCAAGCCUCUGUAUCUGUACUAUAGUGAUUACUCACCUGCUUUACAAGCUUGUAAGGGUUACUGAGAUAAUGCAUGUAAUGCAAUUUGAAUAACUGAAAGCACUGUAAACACUAAGGAUGCCAGAAAUUGUCUGAAGGUGAAGGUCCCUACUGCCAGACUAAUAUCUUGUCUUUCAAGCAGCUAAAUGAUGUGUUUAUGGUCACUGUAUGGGGAAGUCUCUCACUGUGGUUCAUUUGUAUGUUCUGUUUACUCAUUUCAAGUAUUAGAUUUUACUAUUACGUUGUAUGUUUUUAGGCUGCAUUGUUAACUGCUGUAGGAACUCUUGAAGGUGUGGUGGGAUAAUGGGCAAAUACAUAAAUAUAUUACAUAAAAGAGUCUUGGGCAUUGAUUUUCCACGUCCUAAAAGUCCUCAUAGUGGAGCUUCUUUAAUUUGAAACCUGGCAUUUAACAUUGAUGUCAACCCCAAAGAUAAUAUGAAGUGCUGCUGGAUCAAACAAUUGAGGUACAAGUAUCCAAGCACUUCCCUCAAAUCCUGUGAGUGGGCAUGUUCAUAAUCUCUGCCUGCGCAUUAUACGUUAGAGGGUAGGGUAUGUUCAUGUGGAUAAAAUAUUUGUUCCUACAAUUCAUGCAAAUAGUUUAUUUUUAAAGCUUUGCAAGAAGCUGAAGCCCGCUUCCGAGAGAUAAAGUUCCAACGGGAAGCCAAAGAAACGCAGGAAAAUGAGCGCAAACCUCCCCCUUACAAACACAUCAAGGUAAGGUGCUUAAGGGCAGGUGCUGUUCAUUUGAUCCGCCCUGGAAGCUUAGUUCACCUGUUCUUUAGGACAGGAUCCUAACAUGCAGCCUAUUGCUGUGUCCCAAGACCUUUUGAACUGGGACCAAUGGAUGUUCGCCUGAGAAACAUUUUUCAAGCCCUUGUUCACAGUUGACCUGAAUAUGGCACUUUGAAGAGCUUUGCAUCAGUCAUAAGGCUGAAGAAAUAAAAGGCAGUUCUUCGGUUCCCUUACCCGUCUAGUUUGGGAUGACAACAAGUUCAUAGAUAAAUCAAGGGUUUUAAUUUCAUUGGAAUAUUAGAGAAGAAUAUAUAAACCUGUUGGUAAUUAAAAUCCAUAUUUGAACGGAGGUAGAACAAACCAAAUCCUUACCCAAAACAAUAUUGUUCUUGAGGAAUGGAUGUGAUUUUUAUAUGACUAGUUAAUCUGUGAGUUUUAGGGUUGUUUACAGACCCAACUGAGGGCUCUUAAUCUGUCCCUCACCUGGGGCAAGGCCUCACCUUGCCCUGAAUCAGUUUGUGUCUGAGGGAUGCUAAUGCUUAAUUAUGGUUUAUUUGGUCCAUCUUGAUUCAACAUGCUAUCUGGCAUCCAAAUGUAGGCAAAGAUUGCUGCCUGUCCCUCAGGAACCAUUUUCCUGAGUUGGGUGACAUUAACUUCAGAAGCAUCCACGCUGGUUCUGGUUGUAACUGUCACACCAAAUUUGACAAAGUCACAUCAAACUGGGUGGAAAUAUCUUCAGCGGCAUACAAAUCAGCACAGUUUGGACAUUUAAAGCGAAGCCACGCCAAAGUCAUGUUUCAGUCGGCCAUCUUGAUUCAAAAUGGCACCAAAGAUAAAGACUGCUGGUUCUCCCUCAAGGAUCCUUGUGCUGAGCCAAGGGACAAUAUUUUCACAGGCAUUUGAAUUGGUGUGUGUUGGAACUGUCAAGCCAAACUGGGAGACGGUAUCGUCAGAGCUGGCCAAAUUGGUGCAGGUUGGGUUCAUUAUGCCAGAUUUGGCAGUGUACUGCCAAAAGGGGGCUAUGAUAUCUUCAGAGGCAUCCGGGCUGGCACCGUUUGAAUCAGGCAAAGUCACAUUUCAGACCUACAGGUUAAUUUGAACUGGUAGUCAGCACCCCAACACCACUAAAAAGUGCUUCUCCCACCUCAGGAACACUCCUGCCAAGUUUGGAAUUUAAACACCUUAGUCCUGUCACACCAAAAAUCAGGUAAAGUCAUAUUUCAGAGCGCCAUCUUGAUUGAUGAUUGCCUGAAAUGGAAUUGACUGCCGCUUCCGAGAUUAGUUGGGGUGUGUGUGUGUGUUAAUUUUAGAGAUUAAACGAGUUGGAAUAUAGAUUGCCUUUUUGAGAAAUAAUAGCCAAUAACUGCUUCGUUGUUGUUGUUUUUUAAUAUGUUAUUCAGGUAAAUAAGCCUUUUGGAAAAGUUCAGAUUUACACUGCUGACAUUUCUGAGAUUCCCAAAUGCAAUUGCAAACCCUCUGAUGAGAACCCCUGUGGUUUAGAUUCAGAGUGUCUAAAUCGGAUGCUAAUGUAUGAAUGCCACCCACAAGUAUGUCCGGCCGGAGAGCGCUGCCAAAACCAGUGUUUUACUAAGCGCCAGUAUCCUGAAACGAAGAUCAUCAAGACUGAUGGCAAAGGAUGGGGCUUGGUUGCAAAGAGAGACAUUAAAAAGGUAGGCGUUAAAUGAGCUGGGUCCAUUCAUGGGAGCAUCUUGUGAUGCUUCGCUUUGGAACAAGAAGAAUUCUUCCCUGUGCACGUAGCAUUGGGUUCUCUAUUUUGCUUCCCUCUAGGGCCACCUUCCCAAACUAGUGUCCCUCAGAUAUCUUGGACUCCAUCAUCCAUGGGUUGACUUGAGUUGUGAUACAGAACAUCUAGGGGACACGAGGUCUAGAAAGGAUUAUCUAAGAGCAUCAGUGGUUGCCAUAGGCCUCAAAAUGGGCUUUUUCUGUGGUAACUCCCUGUUUAUGGAAUGCUCUCCCCAGGGAGGUUCAUCUGGUGCCAUUAAACACCUUUAGGAGCCAGGUGAAAACAUUCCUCUUCAACCAGGCCUGUGACUGGUUUUUAAUGUGUUUGGGGCAGGGGAGUUAAUUGGUUUGGUUUGUUCUUGUUUUUUUCUUAUGUAUUGUGUUUGUAUCUUGUAUUUUUUAUAAAUCAAUAAAAUGAAAUAUAUGGGAGCAAAGAUGGGGUAAGGAAAGAGAAUGGGGGAUAAAAAGGGAGAUGAGAUGGAAUAGACAAGGUAUGGAUAAGACUUAUUAGAUUUAUUUAUUUUUUAAUCUCCCUUCUUCAAAAAGACCAUACAUGAUUUUGUUCUUUUCUGUUAAGUUUUAUGCUGUACUUUACAUUUAGGUUUUGUACGAUUCUUAUUUUGAUACGUUAUUAUAUAUUAUUGGAUGGCACGCUGUUAAUAAAUAAGUCGUACCUCUAGAUACGAACGGCAUCCGUUCUGGAGCCCCGUUCGCAUCUAGAAGCAAACAUAGCUAGCGACGGCACAUCUGCGCGCACGCACGGCACUUUUCGUCACUUCUGCGCAUGCGCGUGAUGUCAUUUUGAGCGUCUGCGCAAGCGGCAAAACCUGGAAGUAACACGCUCCAUUACUUACGUGUUGCUGCGGAGCGCAACUCGAACGCGCUCAACUCGAGGCAUAUUCAACCCGAGGUAUGACUGUAAUAAAUAAAAUUAUCUAUUCCUCAGGGUGAGUUUGUGAAUGAGUACGUUGGUGAGUUAAUUGAUGAAGAGGAAUGCAUGGCAAGAAUCAAGUUUGCUCAGGAAAACGAUAUCACCCACUUUUAUAUGCUUACUAUUGAUAAGGUAUAGUAUUUUAAAAUGAUUUGAAUCUCAUGGUUGACCUAGAUAAAAGAAAAAACACAACUACCAUAAACCAUUGUGAUCAGUGGCAGCUUGGCCAUUUGUCAGAAGCUGCCUCGGGGUGCUUCUGAAACAGGAGUUUGUUGUGGAAUUGGUGCUGCUCUUGUAUACAAGCUAUUCUCAAGGGUUUUUUUUCCUUAUUUUUCUUAUGUAUUUUGUGUUUUUUUAGUAUUGCAAUUUUAUGUUUUUUAAAAAAUACUGAAUUUCCAUUUUAACACUCCAAUAAAAACCACAUUAAAACAUUCCAAAUUAUAAUACAGUUUUAAAAAGCCAAAUAUCAAUGCCAAAUCAUAUGACUUUUGGGUGUUAUCCCAUGCUCUGAAGUUCGGGGAACUCCUGUGGAAUUUUAUGUUGUUAACUGCCCUGAGAUCUAUGGACGCAAGGCAGUAUGCUACAGUGGUGCCUCUGGUUACAAACUUACCGUAUUUUUCGUCCUAUAGGGCACACCGGCCCAUAGGACGCACCUCUUUUUUUGGGGGGGGGAUGAAUAAAAAAAAAUAUCCCCCCCCCCGGCUGCCGCCCCAAGCCUUGCGCACACCUGCCCGAAGCACGGGGCACCCUCAGGAGGGCUCCACGUGUUUCGGGCUGCAGGCUGCCGCCCCAAGCCUCACGCGCCCGGCGGGACCUCCUGCCGGGCGCUCAAGGCUUGCGGACACUCGCCGGGGCUGCAGGCUGCUGCCCGCAAACCUUGUGAGCCCGCGGGAACUCCCGCCGGGCUUGCAAGGCUUGUGGAUAGCUUCAGUGAAAGCCUGCAUUCACCCCAUAGGACGCACACACAUUUCCCCUUCAUUUUUGGAGGGGAAAAAGUGCGUCCUAUGGGGCGAAAAAUACGGUAAUUCGUUCCGGAGGUCCGUUCUUAACCUGAAACUGUUCUUAACCUGACGUACCACUUUAGCUAAUGGGGCCUCCCGCUGCCGCACAAUUUCUGUUCUCAUCCUGAGGUCAAAUUCUUAACCUGAGGUACUAUUUCCAGGUUAGCGGAGUCAGUAACCCGAGGUACCACUGUACUAAUACUAAUACUUCUCUUUGGCCGUCAUCUGAGCAGAACCUGAUGUUAUGUGACUCCUAGCCCAAAUGAUAUGAGUGUGUCUAUUGCAGCCAGUUGCUUCAGGCUCCCUUGUCCAGAGCACCGCUGAAGUAGCAGCUUACAUGAGGGUGUCAAGCUGUUUUGUAGGGGUGCCUGCCUCUUAGGCUACAGCAGGGGUCAGCCAACUUUCAGCAGGGGGCCGGUCCACUGUCCCUCAGACCUUGUGGGGGGGCCGGACUAUAUUGAGGGGUGCGGGUGAACGAAUUCCUAUGCCCCACAGAUAACCCAGAGAUGCAUUUUAAACAAAAGCACACAUUCUACUCGUGUAAAAACACGCCUAUUCCUGGAUCGUCCGUGGGCCGGAUUGAGAAGGUGAUUGGGCCAGAUCCAGACCCGGGCCUUAGUUUGCCUACCCAUGCACUACAGCAAAGCAGCAUCUAAGCCACCUAGCAAAGGAGACUUUAAAUGUCUACAGAGUAGAUCUUCUAAUAUCCCCAAUAUUCUAGUAUUUCCUUUAAUACAUGUGAACUAACACACGCUAUCAUUAUAAUUCUUCCUGCCAAAUUCUCCAGACCCUCCAUCCCCAAGCAAAGCAAUAGGUUGGCUGCAUUUUCAUCUCCUGCUCUGUAUCAUUUUGAAUGUUGUAGCUUACAGGAUUCAAAAACUAUUAGUAUACUGUUUUUACAUUUAUCAUUUAAGAAUCUAAUAUUGAGUAAAGCUAUGCCAAUUUUAGGGAUGCGGGUGGCGCUGUGGGUUAAACCACAGAGCCUAGAACUUGCCGAUCAGAAGGUCGGCGGUUCGAAUCCCCACAACGGGAUGAGCUCCCGUUGCUCAGUCCCUGCUCCUGCCAACCUAGCAGUUCGAAAGCACGUCAAAGUGCAAGUAGAUAAAUAGGUACCGCUCUGGCGGGAAGGUAAACGGCGUUUCCAUGCGCUGCUCUGGUUCGCCAGAAGCAGCUUAGUCAUGCUGGCCACACGACCCGGAAGCUGUACGCCGGCUCCCUUGGCCAGUAAAGCGAGAUGAGCGCCGCAACCCCAGAGUCGGCCACGUCUGGACCUAAUGCUCAGGGGUCCCUUUACCCUUUACCUUUUAUGCCGAUUUUAGUUAUCUGAAAGAUACACAAAUCAAGACUUCUUUUGAAAGAUGCUUCCAGUGGUGCUGUUCCUGUCUCUUUUUAUAAUCUGGGAAGAUUCAGCAAAUGUAGUGCAGUUACAACUAGGGAUACGUUGGGAGUUUGCCGGCCUGUUUUAGCAUUGUGUUGGCGUGAAGAGCUACAAGUUCAACUCAACAUGUAUGAUUAGCUCUGCCGGAGCAACGCUUGCUUUGCCGUUAAACCAAAUCCCGUCUGGUUCUAUUCCCGACUUUUAGGACCGCAUAAUUGACGCCGGACCCAAAGGAAAUUAUUCCCGGUUUAUGAACCACAGCUGCCAACCAAAUUGUGAGACUCUGAAAUGGACUGUACAUGGCGACACUCGUGUAGGACUGUUUGCUGUGUGUAGUAUCCCGGCAGGUACAUACGAACGUUAGGACGGCAGAAUCAUUUUCCGCAGCUCAGAGCCUUGUGUAAAAAGUGUACUCUGUAGUGUUCACAGGCUUCUUAAUUUACUCCAGUGCCGGGACCAGUUCCGCAUGUGUGGUGGACCUGCCUCGGUCACCAGAAGUGCUCAGGGGAUCCUUCUUCCCACAGCAGAUCAAGCUUUGCUUUGGAACCGACGUAAAUCACUUGCAUGCCUUUUGAUCUCCCCUCUCUCUCUGAAUAGAACUUUUACAGCAUACAAAAUAUUUCCUUUGAAAUCAGUCAGUGUUUCCCAGAAAGCGAGAUAAAAAACUAAGAUCUUUUUAGCUGUACGAUCACAACUUUCCUAAAAUGUAAGGAUGUGAAACUUGAAAAUGUAAACAUCAAUACGAUAUGGCACUGGGUCAUGAACAGAAGAAACAGGCAAGAGAAGAAAGAAUAGGUUGAAAUACAAUGUUAAAAUCCUAAUAACCAUUGCAUGGUUGUUCUUGCUUUUGUUUAUCUUCAGUUCCCCUUUCCAUCUCUUAUACUGUAGUUGCUCCUAUAUUGCCAUGGGAGGGGGGUUUCCAGGGGAAAGGGGUGAAGUUGCAGUGAAAAAUCUAUUUUGUUUUUUCUUACUCAGGGACAGAAUUGACUUUUAAUUACAAUCUUGACUGUCUGGGCAAUGAAAAAACAGUGUGUAAAUGCGGUGCUCCAAACUGUAGUGGCUUUCUUGGAGACAGACCAAAGGUAUGUAUUAUUAUUUGUUAUUACUUUGUUUUGUUGUUGUUAAAUACCGUAUUUUUCGUUCUAUAAGACGCACCAGACCACAAGACGCACCUAGUUUUUGGAGGAGGAAAACAAGGGGAAAAAAUAUUCUGAAAUAUUGUGAAAGCAGCAAUCCCUCUUGCUGUUCUGGCUUCUGGUAUAGCUGCGCAGCCUGCAUUCGCUCCAUAAGACGCACACACAUUUCCCCUUACUUUUUAGGAGGGAAAAAGUGAGUCUUAUUGAGCAAAAAAUACGGUAUAGAUGAUACCUAACACCAUGGAAGCUGGCACAGAUACACCCAGAAACUUCAUCUAAAUGCUGGAGAGAUUGAAACGCAAUAGGCACAUAACGUACCUCCACAUGUGGGAAUGGCCCCAAAUCCAAUCCUUCUGGAUAUUGGUGCUGCAGGAAAUUUCCAAAAUAACAAAACAGACAAUAGGGAAAAAGUGAGUCUUAUAGAACAAAAAAUACGGUAUAUACGCUGCCCUUCAUACGAAGAUCACAGGGCAGUUUACAACAUGCACAGUGAAUAAAGAAUACAAUGCAUUCAUGUUUUCACUUAAGUUUCCAUUUCACCCACCCCAAGUUCUUAGGGUGACAUAUAUGAUAUGUGGAAAUUGGUGCUCAGUUACGGCCAGCACUCCCUACCCGAGUUCUUCUUAAGAAGCUAGGUUCCCUGGUCAGUGAAAAUAAGAGAGGGGCCAACCAGGCAAAACCCAAAGCAAAGCAGGCUGUUAAGCCUUUUAUCGUUUAUUUGUCACAACAAAGAUUUGACCUCUCUAAAGGCAACAAGAAAGAAGAAGAAGAAAGAGUUUGGAUUUGAUAUCCCGCCUUUCACUCCCUUUAAGGAGUCUCAAAGCGGCUAAUAUUCUCCUUUCCCUUCCUCCCCCACAACAAACACUCUGUGAGGUGAGUGGGGCUGAGAGACUUCAAAGAAGUAUGACUGGCCCAAGGUCACCCAGCAGCUGCAUGUGGAGGAGCGGAGACGCGAACCCGGUUCCCCAGAUUACAAGACUACCGCUCUUAACCACUACACCACGCUGGCUCUCUUGAGAAACCCAAGACAGGCUGUUCUGUCUGUUAAAGGUUUACACUUGGUGUGAAACAGCAAGAGGUCCCGCCCACGAAAAUGGGUAAUCGAAGAUACGCCACCAAAUUAGGACGGUUUACUGUGGGUCAGGGAGGUCCAAUUAUAAUGUGUCAAUCAAAGCAUCUGGAAUUGGCAAGUCUUGGACCUUUUCAGACAGAAUUUACAUCUGGUGACAUUACAUACAGGCGACAUUUAGCGCAGUCGACAUGAUUGGUACGUACUAGACAGCAGAUAGUUUGGGCAAACAUAGCCAUACACCGUCGAAGGGACUCCGCCCAAAUGCUUCUCCUGGAAGCUGCAGCCUGCAAUGACUCGUUCUCAGGGUGGAUUUGAUUUAAAUCACUAGUUAAUAAGACUUGGUUUAAAUUUUUACUUUUUUUACAGAAAGAUUCAUUCUUGCUGGAAUAAUCUUAAUAUUUACAACCAGAGGAAGGUUUCAUUUUUGGAAGAAUAAAUUUUCAGAGUAGUUUUUACAGUUAUAUCAAAAAUUGCUGAUUUGGUUAUACUGUUAGAAAUACAUAGACAGAUAAUUAUGAAACUAUUGUGAGGUUUAAUAAGUUAACUGUUUAUAUUUGGACAACUUUUUGCGGUACUUUAUUGGAAGGAGAAAAAUAAUCAUUUCCUUAAUAGCAAUUUAAACAAUUUAUUUAAAGCAUAAACAUAAAGCAAUAAUGUUGUAGCAUAUGUAUCCAUGUUUGUUAACUGAUGUGGUUAAACUUUUUUUGUGGGGGGGUUUUUUAAACAAAAAACUUAAGACUGAGUUUUAGCACACAUGCAAAACUUAAAACAAAUCCUUAUUUCCUGAUGAAUAGCCUCUGGACUAUAAUGUAACUUAAAUAGAAAACUUAUCUUUAGAAAUACUUUUCCUCCAAAAGCAUUUUAAAAACCUGAUUUAACUCCAUUUUUUAAAAAAAAUAAAAAUCAUUGAUUUUUAUCCACUCUGCUCUUCUUCCAUGAGUGAGCUUAUGAUAGGUGGCAGUUGUUCACGGGGUGCUUUUUCUGUCUUUUCCCUGGUAGUCUGUUUCUGCUUUCUGUGACCUUACCUGGUGGUGCUUAGAUGCUAAUUUGGGCUGGCUGAUCCCUACCAGUCCUUGGGAGGGCUAGUAUGGAAACCAGCAUUUUCUAAGUCCAAGCUGCUUAGAGAAGGUGGGAAAUCUUCAGCCCCCCUCAUGGACACCCUGCCACAUGCCAGUGGUGGGCAGGGCAAAAGGAGUGUCUCCACCCCCAUCGUUCUGCCCAGACACAGAGGUCCAGUGCCGAGGGCCUUCUGGCGGUUCCCUCGCUGCAAUAAGGCAAGUUACAGGGAACCAGGCACAGGGCCUUCUCGGUAGUGGCGCCCGCCCUGUGGAACGCCCUCCCACCAGAUGCCAAAGAGAAGAACUACCACAGACUUUUAGAAGACAUCGGAAGGCAGCCCUGUUUAGGGAAGUUUUUAAUGUUUAACAGACCACUGUAUUUUAAUACUUUGUUGGAAGCCGCCCAGGGUGGCUGGGGAGACCCAGCCAGAUGGGCGGGGUAUAAAUAAUAAAUUAUUAUUAUUAUUAAAAGGGGGCAGGCAAGCAAAAUGUAUUACCACAGUUCAAGAACGUAGCCUGUCUGGGCAAAGACACUUAAGGAGGUCGCAGAGCAGGGGUCAGGGGGGACUGGGCUGCAGAGAGCAUGAAACUCAGCAAAGAGUGGCCUGCAUUUGGACCCCUGGGCCUGAGAGUCCCCAUCCUUGGCUGAGCACUUUAUAUGCCAUCAGAUUUAGCAGUUACCUUGAAGGUCUGGUCUUGUAAAUUCAUUCCAGCCUAUUCACGGCCAAAGGCAAGCUGCCACAUUUUCCGCAAAAUUCAGAAUGCCCUGCGCUGAUCACAUUGCCACAUUUGCCCACCUCAGUCGCAGGACCCUAUCUGUAUUUAGCCUCCAGUUCAAGAAAAUAAUAUGAGCCUGCUGGACUGGACCAGUAGCCCACCUAAACGCUUAUUGGAAAACCUAGAAGCUGGACAGGAGCCCCCUGCUCACCUGAGAUGCCCAAUAGCUGCCUUUCAAAAGCAUACUACCUCCAACGUGGAUCUGGAACAGAAGCAUCAUGGCUGGUAGCUGCUAGUAGCCCUUUCCUCCAUGAAUUUGUCUAAUCCUCUUUUAAAGCCAUCCAAGUUGGUGGCCAUCACUGGCUCCCACGAGAGCACAUGCCAGUCUUCCAAUAUUUAGCUUUGCCAGAGGUCCGUGAGUUCAAGUGUUGCAAGAGACAAGAGAAAAACUUCACUGUAGCCACUUCCUCCAUGCAUUAUUUUAUAUACUUCUGCUAAGUCACUUCUUCCUCAUCUAGUUUGUCAAAUGCUGCUCAGAAAUAUAAAAUAUUUGAGAAAAGUGGCUGAACUGCUAGAGCGGUCCAGUGUUUAGCGGCUCUGGUUUGAGUCCAGCAACCUACUCCUUCUGGGGUUUCCUUUUUGCUCCAGAUCUUUGCAGGCAGGUGUUCGAGCCUUGCGAGUAUUGAUUUCUGCAAUUUCUCUUGGGAAGCUGUAACUCUGCAAUGAACUGUUUGCUGCUGCUGCUUUUUUUUAAAGAAUUCAUCCUCUAAUGCUUCGGAGGAGAAAGGAAAGAAAACCAAAAGAAGAGCAAGGAGACGCAAAACAAAGAACGAAGCAAGGAAAAAAUCUGAGGAUUACUGCUUCCGUUGUGGUGAUGGAGGCCAACUUGUAUUAUGCGACCGAAAAUCUUGUACCAAGGCUUAUCAUCUCUCAUGCCUUGAUUUGGUGAAACGCCCUUUUGGUGAGUAAAAGUGAAGGCAUGACUUUAUGGCCUGCUCCCCCUUGUCUUACUUUUGAAAAGGACAAGGGGAAGCUUAAGCAGCCUUUACUUUCACCUUCUUUUAAAACUGGCUUCUUCAACCACUACCCACCCUAGUCUGGACUUUUAUCUCAAAUUCUGGUUGGUUUGAACAAGACACCUUCAUAACAUGUCGUUUGGAGUUGCUUGUAUGGAAGCUGGCCAGAGUUUGUGAGCCAGCCAUGAACUCUGACCUGGGUAAUGCAAACAAGCUGACAACAAGGGGAACAGGGUGGUGCUGAAGUCCUUCUCCCAGGAAGAUGAAGCGGGGAGAGCAUGGGAGUCCAGGGCUCAUGCCCUGUUCAUACAUGGCUUGCAUAGGUGACCCGAAUUUCAUGCGGGUGGUAAGGGAGAUUAAAAACAGAAAAAAGGGUGGCAGAAAGAGAGGGAGAAAAUGGACCUGUGGCCCUUGGCAUACCUACCCCCCCCCAAGGGAGUGCUCCACCAUGGCACUGAAAUUGUGUGUCCAAGAUCAAGUGAAUUCCUAGAAAUCAUAGCCCAACCAUCUUUUGCCAUUGCCUUUUAGGAAGUCUGAGUAGAUAUUAUCUGCCCAUGCUUUGGUUUAACACACGUACAGUGGUACCUCGGGUUAAGUACUGAAUUCGUUCCGGAGGUCCGUUCUUAACCUGAAACUAUUCUUAACCUGAAGCACCACUUUAGCUAAGGGGGCCUCCCGCUGCUGCUGCGCUGCUGGAGCCCGAUUUCUGUUCUUAACCUGAAGCACUAUUUCUGGGUUAGCGGAGUCUGUAACCUGAAGCAUAUGUAACCUGAGGUACCACUGUAUAUGAAUGAGAGGGUGGAGGGAUCUUUAGCGACUGCCUUACAAGCUCAGAACUUGGUUCCUCAACUUUUUAAUCCGCAGUAGUACCUCGGGUUACAAACACUUCAGGUUGCAAACUCCACUAACCCGGAAAUAGUACUUUGCCCCAGGAUGAGAAUGGAAAUCACAUGCCAGCGGGAGGCCCCAUUAGCAAAAGCGCACAUCAGGUUAAGAACGGACCUCCGGAACAAAUUAAGUUCGUAACCCAAGGUAAUUGUAAUUGGCACUGCUGAGAUUAUUUGAAACAAGAAUGUUCCCUUAAUGCAGCUAUUUCUGAAUUGACUCUGUACCCUUUUUCUGCUGGCAGGAAAAUGGGAGUGCCCUUGGCACCACUGUGAUGUUUGUGGCAAGCCUUCUGUCUCCUUCUGCCACUUCUGCCCAAACUCUUUUUGCAAGAACCAUCAAGACGAGACAGUGCUUGAUUCUAACUUAACCGGACAGUUGUUCUGCUCGGAUCACAUUGGGGAGAAUUUUGCUGAAAAGAAGGCGAAGAGACCCCUUAAAAAACUGGCCGCGCUGAAGUGCAAACGAAGGCAAAGAAACAAAUGGAAGAGGAAGGAAUGUAAAUAAUGACGAACUGCAGUUCCUGCUGCCAACGCUGUCUUGUAGAUAAGUUGUGAAUAGGGUCUGGGAAGGACACGUCUUUUACAUACAUUCUGCAGGAACUGGGUUUGGGGCAGAUCAUUUUUAAUCCACUGAGCCAACUGCAGCAGUGUGUUCUGUUGCUUCUGCACUGAUCAUGAACUGUGGCAUGCAACGUUCAGCCACUUUCAGGAGAAACCAGGUUUACUCUUCAGCAAUAAUGACCACACUUGAACUGUUAGGAGUGAAAAAACCAAUUCAUUCCAGAAUUUCCUAGUUGGAGGUGUGUUAAUUUCCAACCAAUUAAGGCGUAUAUGCAUAGCUUUUUGAAAUAGUAGUCACCACCCAGCAAGUGUUUAAAUAGUGCUUAAGAAAGACAUGAUUAGCCUUUAAAGCAAAAUGUUGUGCGUAGAGCUGCCUAUAUUACCUGCAUUAAGUGAGGCAUAUGGACGUCAUACAGUUUAGAGGCACAGAGCUCAGUAUAACCAUAUGCACUGAGCUUUGUCCAGAAGGAUGUCUGGUUUGCUUUGGAUUUUAUUUUUGUUUUAUUGUAAUAUUCUGCCAAGGAACAAGAACGUGAUGGAAACAGGCAGCAUACCACAACAGAAGCUUUGAAAGAAAGAACUGUCUCCUGUUGAGUUUCAAAGAAGGAAAAUGAUACCGUGACCUAAGUCCACAUUUAAAUUGAUAUUAAAAUCUAUGCCCAUUUUUUUUAGAUUGUAUUUGCAUAAUAAAAGCCUUUAAAAAACCAAA